AGCUGUUCGGCGCUGCGAAGCUGCUGCUGCUGGGCUCGUGGAGAUGCUGCAGUAGCGGCGACGUUGGCGUUGGCUGGGAAGCCUUUUGCUGCUGCUUCAUUCAUGGUGGCAGGAGGGGUUGCCGUGGCUUCCGCAGCCGCCUUCUCUUGCCCAGGACCAGCCUGUGAUGACCCCGGGCGUAUUUCGGGCUGUUUGAACGGCGGCGGCGGGGGGGAAAGGGGAGCUUGAUGAAAGCGAUGUCUCCCCAACAGGAUCACAUCGGGCAGGGGCGCUCUUCCUCCCUGACCGGAGGGUCCCGGCUCUCCGUAGCUUCCGACGCCAGCAAGGUGAGUGAACCCGCCGCCGCCCCUUUGCAACCUUGCCUGGAUCGGGGGACGGGGACGAAAACCACCUCCUCCUGUGCAGACAAGAGACGGACCGGUCGCCUCCUUCGCCCUUGGGUUUUGCGGCGAAGGCUCCCCGUUGCUUAUAAUAAGAAUAAUAGCGUAACCUGCCCCUUGCUGAAACUUGCAGGCUGGUCCUGUACGCGCAACUUGGGGAGCAAGCCCUGUAGGUUUCCAAUGGAGCUUUGCUCCCCAAGAAAGCCGGGCUGGCGCUGCAGCCACUCCGCGCGCCCAAGCACGCUCGUGGGGAAGCAGGUCCUGCAGAGUUCAAGUAAAAAGGGUAAAAAGACCUCAGUGGCAACUGCAGCCUCUUAACUGGUAGGGAGAGCUCGAGUCUGUGCAGCCCCUCGUUCACUUUUUGCAUGAAACCCCCUCCGUCUUUUUCCCUAUGUCAUUUUCUCUCCCUGCCCAUCAUUUUCGGGAAAUAAUGGGAGGCGGUGUACCCCCCACCCUCGAUGUCCCCUCUCCACCAUUUCCAGUGGGUUAUCCUUGUCGAUGCAUUUGUCCUGAAGCGUGCUGGUGGUGGGCGGGGGAAGGUCAGGGUGGUGGCGGCGGUGCAAAAAGCAUCGCUGCAACCUGCGAAGGUUCCCGGUCCUUAAAUGCUGCAGAAAGACGGUCCUGUGCGCGCAACGUUUCGGGAGAGCGCAGUAGAUGGAGGUCGCUUGCGCUGGGGGGGGGGGGGGAGAGAACGGGGCUGCGCGCCUUGCGGGAAAUGUGCUGCAUAGCUGGCGCGGGGGAUCGAUCGAUCUUUCCCUCCCCCGCCCUUGGUAAGAUCUCCGACGGAGCGUCGUGAUCGAGAGAAACCACCGAGCUGCUUUUCUUGGCACAUCGCGUUCCUUAAAAGCGCCACCAGGGAUCCCUCGGGAGGCGCGCGAUCGCCUCGGUCCUCUUCCCCUCCCUCCCUCCGCGCCGCAUGCGUGCUUCACCUUCCCUGCCCCAGGUUUGCAUGCCUGGAUUGGUGUAUUAUGCACUUGAUAGAUGGACAGACGCGGUUCUGUUUUUGAGUAGCCGCUGCUGCAAGGCGCUCUCGGGGCUUCUCUUUCUUUCUGCGCCUGCUGCUCAUGGACGUGAGGCUCGGCGACCGGGGGACUUCGUGAUCGGUCUGCUUUGAAGGUGGCAUCGUCGCGACAGGCGGGCCGGGCGAUCUCGUCGGGGUGGCAUUUUCCACAUAGAUGCUGGCUGGAUCAGUGGUGGCUCCCUUGGCAUGUAUUGUUCCAGGUAGUCUUAGAUCCUGGACUUAAUGGUCUUAGUCGUCUACCUUCUCUCCCACCAGUAAUGUGUAUUGAUUCACUAGCGCUCCCACUCCCCCAUAGGAAUGUGUAUUAAUUCACCUGCUUCAAAUUGUGGGGUGAUCUAGGGCCCACCUACUCAUUUUGCUGAAUGGGCACCUGGAUUGUGUCCUAAAGUCCUGUCCUUGUGGUGCCAUUUGAUGCCUCUAAAUGAGAAUGGGACAAAAAGUGGAGAAGUGUUGGCAUUCCUGGUUUGGCUUGCACCUGCCGCUGUAUUUCUAUCUAAAAUUACAUAUUUUAAAUAGAGUGGUGCUCUUGCCCAGUGCAAGCUUAUCUGAGAUGAAUGGGGAAAUAAACCCCCAAUGAAAAAAAAUAAGCAUAAAAUAUUAUGCAUUCUUAUAAUUUGUGCAACAACCUUGUAAAGCAGGCCAGUAUUUUUAUCCCCAUAGUAACGACUGCAAGGUAUGAGGCUGAGAGAUUGUGUCUGGCCUAGUGUCGUUUUGUGGUUGAUGAGAUUUUUGAACUUUUUGGAGAAGUGAACGGGAGGUGCACUUGUUCUUGCUUUUGCAUGAUGUUGUGGUUAAUGUGUUGUUUGAAUCAAGACCUGGGAGACCAGUGUUCGAAUCUCUAUGAGGCUAUGAAGCUCAUUGAGUGACCUUGGGCCAGCCACUGUUCCUUCUCAGCUUAACCAACCACACAGGAUUGUUGUGAGGGUAAUAGGGAACCGUGAAUGUCACCUGGAACUCAUUGGAGGAAAGAUGGGAAUUAAAUGGAAUCUCUGUAAUAUACACUGCAGCAAGGCUGCAGAUAGAUGGCUGCAUCUUUUUAACAUGUGUGUUCUGUGUACCUGCAGCCACUUCCAGCUUCUCGGCAUGCCUGUGAGACAGAAGCAUGCAACUAUAACUGUACGUGCAGCUGUCACGCAGUUUCCUCUGCAGAAGUGACAGUAGUACAGGAAAUCUUGCCUUUCAAAUAAUGGCCCCUUUCUCUGUAUGAAAUCUUAGGGUAUUUCCUGGAGCAGGCUAGCAGAUAAUGGAGAGGAGGAGGAGAGUUGGGUAGUUCCUCUUCCCAUCAUCAAAUAAGGGGAGUGUUAGACAUUCCCUGCUGUUUCUGAAUUGACUUUGGAUAGUACAACGUUUUACAUUGGCGUACGAAUUGAUUUUUAUACCUGGUUUUUGUUAUACUGCAUAAGAUUCCAUAUCUGCUUGUUUUUCCUUAAACAAACUCUUAAAAACUGCCCUAGGAUAGUAAUAAAGGACAUGAACUUCUGCUGACCUAAGAACUUAAGAAGAACUGCGCCAAGGGUGCAUCUUGUUCAGUAUCCUGUUCUGGGAAGUCUGCAUGCAGGCAUGAAAGCAGCAACCCUCUCCAAUAUUUGUUCUCCAGCAGCAAUUCUGAGGCAUCCUGAACAUAGAGGCUCCAUUUAGGUUUUGCAAACUGGACCUGCUGCAACAAAAUUUUGCAGUGUGGAGUGCUGCUUUUCAGGGUGCUGGCCAGCCCGCCCUGUCACCUUCAAGGAUAUUCUUGUCUAUUACCCCUCCCGCUUGGUUCUCUAUGCACUGCCCUUCCUCCGUGGCAGCUUGGCCACUGAGCAUGCUCAGUCCUCAUUGGGCUCUUUUGGAUUCUUCUCCCUCCCCAAAUAUUUUUGUUCUUCUGCAGAUCUUGGGUUUCCUCCAAAGCCUGCUGCUACCUCGCUUUUGUGCAUAGGUGGCACUGUUUUUGCAAUGCCAGAAUCCACAUGCAGCUGUUAGAGUCUAAAUAAUGCAAUGUGGUGCCCUGAGGCUGAUGGGAUCUGUGGCAGGGGAGCAUGUAUGUGAAGUCUGGUAUGUAGGUUGACUAGUAAUAUACUGUACAAAAAAGGCUGAAAUCUUAGAAAUCACACCCCUUGACCAAAUAGAGACACCUGUGUUGGGAGCUGGUUGAAUUGGAGUAUUGCUUUUUCAUAUUCUUCCACCUGUUCUAACUCUUAACAUUCAAAACAUGUUUUGGGAUGAGCCCUGGUUGAAAGUAAAUGCUGCACUUGCUGUGCUGACUCCACUCAAUACUACAGUUAGUUACACUAUUUCUAGAGAACUCGUACAUAAAUUGAUGGCUAAAAAGACCAUUUGUAAAAUCUGUACUGUGUCCUGAAACACUUUUGCAUAUAUGUUUAUGGCAGAUUGUGGUAAGCAUUUCCUUUAUUGCGUAGCCUACUGGUCUUCCAGUGGAAUCCUGAUCAUGAUACAGGUAACCUUUAACAAUGUAUAGGAAUUCGCUCCCUUUUUAUUGUUUCGGAUCACAGGAUCUGUGAUCUUCCACUGCUCAUCCUACAGGAGCUCAGCUUAAAUUCUGGAGGUUAGCAUUGGGUUAUCAGUGUGGUGUAGCAGAUAGCAUUUCAGUACUGGGCGUGAGAGACCCAGGUUCAAUUAUGUGUUCCACCAUAAGGCCCAGCAAGUCUCAUCUUUUUGGAGGGAUCACUUAGCUCUGGCCCAGCCAUACAGUAAGGUGAAGUGACCAGGUUUGGGCAACAACAUGAAAGAAACAGAAUACAGUAAAUGAAGACAGGAAUUAGUACCACAGCAUCAGGUUUGCCAGCAGAGUAUCUUAGGUUCAAUCCCUAGUAUCUCCAGGUAUGGCCGGGCAGAUGCGUGUCUAAUAAUAAUAAUAAUAAUAAUAAUUUAUUAUUUAUACCCCGCCCAUCUGGCUGAGUUUUCCCAGCCACCCUGGAAAGCUGCUGUCAAUCAGUGCGAGUGAGAUGGACCAAUGGUUUGACUGAGUGUAAGGCAGCAUCCUAUUUUGUUAAUGGAGUAGCAAGAUUUUUAAGAGGUUAGGUAUAUUGUUUGGGUAUGUUCAAUGAAAUACAGGUAAAUUAGAAUAAGCAGAAUGUUAUCAACCAAAUGCACCACUCUUAAGUCGUUUGUAUCAUCUGUUGUGCUAUAAACACCUAGGAGAAUUCCAGUGUAGAAACUGCACUAUGCUACAGAAUUUUCCUGCACUUCAGAAUGUGCUUUGGUGUGUGGGCUUGCCUUUGUGUGUGAAACCUGGCAGAAGAAAGAGUGUGAUUUAUGAGUCAGAUAUGUUGGGGGCUCAGAAUAUGUUUCAGCAUACAUUCCCCCCCCCCAUUUUUGUUUUUUAACAAAACUGGCCCUGCCAGAUACUAUUCCAGAAUAAAUAGUGCGAAGACUAAAAGGAACCAAGCUGGGAAGGAAAUCUCCUAUUUGCAGGGUUUGCAUUAAAAUGUCAUUAAAUCCCCGCAAGCGCAUUCUCCUUGGAGAAUUGCUGCAGCAGGCUGCCAGAUUGCUUAUUGGGAUUUUAAUGCCUGCCUGGGUUAUUACAGUACACUUCAUAAAUAUUUCCCGUCCUGAUCAUGUUGGGGAAAGAGGGAGAGAAAUGGGGACUCCAUAUAUGUAGUUUUCUCCUAGACAGCAGCCCUCAAGCACAAUGCGAGACUCCUGUCCUGGUAAAUAUUUCACUUUUGCCCAGUGCAUUGGCCCUUCAAAGUCAAGGACUUUGAGCAUCUGAAAUCCUGUUCGACCGUAGUUCUGGUGGCAAUAAGAAAUCAUGCCUUAGCUUAAGAUCAGAGGAGUAACUGUGUUAGUCCUUUCUUAUAAAAGCAACACAGAAAUCCCAAUGAAAAUCCUCAUCAUUAUAUAUUUUACAUGGCUGUUUAUUUGCACAUAUUUUAAAAUUUUAUAUAUGGAUGUUUUAUGAUGGCCUAUACUUACAAUGCCUAGUAAAGGUUUGGCAAAGUAAAAGCAACACACAUUCUUGAGGCACCUUAGUGACUAUCAAAUUUAUUCUGGCAUAAGCUUUUGUAGAUUGGAGUCGAGUUAAUCCAGUGCAUUUGAUAAAGUGAACCGUAAGCCACAAAAGCUCAUACAGUAAUAUAUUUACUAGUUUUAAGGUGCCACAAUAUUAUUUGUUAACAUCAGUCGAUAUUGUAAGGAGAAUAGCUGAAAAUAUUUUAUUGUAGUACUGCCAAUGCCUCCUAUAUAGAUUUUUAUUUCUGUGUGGGGCCAGGCUAGAUUCCAGUGAGUAUUUGAAUUACCCUCAUCAGACUAUUAGUGAGAGCAUAAGUAUAUGAAUACAAGUAACUAUAAAAUGAGACCACACUAUUUUGCAGUAUCAAAAUACUACAGCAAGGAAACAUUUGCUCAGGUAUGUAUUCUCACUAUGGUUGCCUGUAGACAUCCAGUUGGGAAGCUUUUAUAGAGGGAAGGAGUGGGUUCUUAUUUUCAUGUGUCUGAUGUGCCACAAACACUUAAGUUUCCUCCUUUGAUUUCAUCCUCCUGUAAAAAGUUUCAGUUCAACAUUGGCAUUCAUUCUUCUUGCCACAUCUUUGAGACAAAUGGGAUACUUGUGGGAAUGAAAUCUUCUGACCUUGGGGUUGUAUCCAAUGUUCGCCUUUCUCAGAGCAGACCCAAUGAAAAGGACUGACUUAAAUUUAGCAGGUCUGCUCCUGAGUAGAACGUAUUUCGAUCCAACCCUCGAUUAGCAAAUGUGUAAGUGGAAGCCUCAAUCCCGUAUGAACAGAAUUGAGCACACUAUAACAUUUUGUAGUGAGUCUAAGGAGUUGCUGGUUUUUAGAAAAUGGUGGCAGGUGAAUCAGUGUAAAUAUCAGCUUGUGAACAUGUUCUUGCGUAAUUUCAGAUAACGUAGAGCUGAGUUCUGAUAGCUACUUACAAACGCACCACACAGAAAAUGUGUAGUGAUUGUCCACACAAUGAACUCAUUUUCCUCUGUGGGUAGUAAGUAUAACUAGCUUUACCAUGUGGCCAAAUUGUUACAGAUACCUGGUGGCCCACAUCUGUCCCAUGGUGAGAUUAUAAGUCAUCACCAUGUGGUGUUCUCUAUCACCUUAAAUUGCAUAGACACCUCGUAUUUAAAGAGGAUGACUUGCAGUCAUAACACAGGUAUGCCCCUAAUGCCUUUGAAAAGCAGCCUGUUUAGGCACUGUGACUCUGUGUAAGAUAGAGCUGUUGGUUUGGUGUUAGCAAGGCUGGGGAAAACUGGCUGCCUAAGCCUCUAAAAAUGCUCUUCUGGAGCACAGGAACAGUAUACAGUACAGUAAGCUCCUAAUCACCUGAUGAUGGAUGAUAAAAGAAUAAUGCUGGCUUUUUGGAACUGAAAAUAUUUUUUUCCAGCUGUGCAGUUAGCUCUGGGUCAGAUUGGGGAUUUUGCUGUAUACUAUGCUGGUAAGGGACGCGGGUGGCGCUGUGGGUAAAACCUCAGCGCCUAGGACUUGCCGAUCGCAUGGUCGGCUGUUCCUGCCCACCUAGCAGUUCGAAAGCACCCUUAAGUGCAAGUAGAUAAAUAGGUACCGCUUUAUAGCGGGAAGGUAAACGGCGUUUCUGUGUGCUGCUCUGGUGCCGGUUCGCCAGAGCAGCUUCAUCACGCUGGCCACGUGACCCGGAAGUGUCUGCGGACAGCGCUGGCUCCCGGCCUCUAGAGUGAGAUGAGCGCACAACCCUAGAGUCUGUCAAGACUGGCCCGUACGGGCAGGGGUACCUUUACCUUUACUUUUUAUGCUGGUGAUACGCUGUACUGUUUAUUAUAUAUUAAAUUUCUAUACUACCCUACAUCCAAGGAUCACAGGGCUGCUUACAAUAUAAAAAAACAAUAAUACAUAACAUAGUAACAGUAACAACAACAACAUAACCCCCUCCCCAGUUUGAAAGGCCAUAGAUUGUUUAAUUAGCCAAAAGCCUGGAAGAAGAGGAACAUUUUUGCCUAGCGCCUAAAGAUAUGUAACAAAGGUGCCAGGUGAGUCUACCUGGGGAGAGCAUACCACAAAUGGAGCCACCGCAGAAGAGGCCUGUUCUCAUUUUGUCACCCUCCAGACCUCUCGUGGAGGAGGCACGUGAAGAAGGGCCUCAGAGUAUGAUUGCAGGGUUCGUAUCUGUUUAUCUGGGGAAAUGUUCAAUUGUAAUAUCUGACUAACCAACCUCCUGGGUAUAUUCUGUCUCUCACAAAAUAAAUGCAGAAUGCAUACAGAUCGGGGGGGGUGUCUGUGAAAAUAGGUGAAAAUAGGUGGGUGGGGUAGAUUUUGCAGGAAUGGGGUGAGAAACUAUGGUUUGUGUCAAGCUUCUAUCAAAAUUUGGCCUAUUAAGAAUUAUCAUUGUGAAGUCUGCUACAGGUCUUCUAUAAUCACAUCUUUUGAAACCAAGAGACAAAUGACAUUGUAUGCUGCAAGAUCUGUGUCUUCCCCCAAGUGGGCUAACUUCCCUUGGUAUAAACAGUGCUGAAAAAAUACAGGUACUUGAUGCUGAUGGUAGAAAUGUGAACUUUUUAGGUAGCCAACAUUUUUCUUCAGUGCUGGGACUUGGGUAGUUGCCUCAGAGAAUUUGAAAGAGAAAUUCUGUGAUCUGGAAAGGAGCUUGUGAGUCAUCAAGCUGAAUAGAGAGGAAGAUAUUUAUAUUAAUUAUCACAUCAUGUCUCGUGCAUCAGAGAGAGGGUUUAAGGUUGGUUAUUUAAUGCAAAUAAUUUAAAUUGGUUUAGGGAAGCAAAUUCUUUGAGAAUAAGACUUAAGCACUUCAAACAGAUGCACAACAUAUUGACUAGCAGGGGUUAGAAAUUUGCAGUGACUUAAGGCCCCUGUAGUAUGUAAUAGGCACAUUUUUGAGAACUAUUAUACACAUUUCCUUUUAGGAUAACAAAUUUCCUAAAAGGUAACUUGUAUAAUAGUUAUGCAAGUCAGAAUUAUCACAAGUGUCGGCUUUUCAGCAUUCUAGAAGUGUUUAUACAUAUUUAGUAGCAGCAUGGCAGGCAGAAAUUCAAAAGAGGAAGCUUUCUAAAGGCAAUCUCAAGAAAAGCUGCAUAUUUCGAAAUUCUUCCUCAUAUCUGUUUGGCGCAGGAAAACAAAGGGUUAUGUACCUGUUAGUGACCGCUGCUCCCCAUGUGACAAGCUGUUCUUGUUCAUAGAUCAUUUUUCUAUGUGAAUUCAUUCACAAACCUAAGGACAGUUUGUUAUAAAGCCGGUUGCUGCCAGGACAGCUCAGGCGUUGUAAUCAAGUGAGUACAUUACAUACUGUGACAUCCAUGUGUCGGUCCUUUGUAUUCUCCAUUGUUUGUUAUCAGAGGUGUUCAUAAUAGUGUACUAUAGUUGUGUUUCUCCGUAUCUCACAUUUGUUUUCUGCUGGUGCAUAGCUCAGGGUGACGUGCGGCUGGCUGGCUGGGACUGAUGGGAAUUGUACUUCAGAAUAGUUGGAGGGCACCAGGUUGGCAAAGGCCAAGGGACUCCUCCCUGCUUCCUCUGUAACCAUGUGUAUGUGAGUCAGGAGGAGGUAGGAUGCUUUUUGAAAUAGUAUUGCUUCAGAUGGCUUAUAUCUUUCUGCCCUGACUUCUUCUGGGCAAUAAGAUUGGGUCCUGUUUUGUGUGUUUGAGUCCUCUGCAUUUCUGUUUUAUUUGCUUUCCUAUGCUUUUUAUAGAAUCAUAGAGUUGGAAGGGACCCCAAGGGUCAUCUAGUCCAACCCUGUGUGAUGCAGAAAUCUUUUGCCCAAUGUGGGUCUUGAAUCCACAACCUUGAGAUCAAGAUUAAGAGCUUCAUGCUCUGUUGACAGAACUAUGUGUUUUUAUUCUUAUUCUUUUAUUCUUACUGGUUUUAAGCUGUGUUUUUGUGUUGUAUAUACCAUUUUUUGAAACUUUAAGCUAUUUAUAGAUGCUUUUAAAUAAAUAAAAAUACAGGAUUCAUUUAAGGCUGCACAUUUCGGAGCUCAUCACAUUGAAUACUGAAACACUGAACGUCCAUGUAAACAUGCCUCAAACAGAGUUGCAGGGAUCUUGAAAUGCUUCCAGAAACUUAAAAAAAUGAGUUUGUAAGGGUCAGCAGGGUACGAUCAGGUUCACUUCAGGUGCUGGGUUAUCUUGUCUCAUUCUGCAUGAUUUAUAUCGACACCCUUGUCACCCUUAGACUUUCAGACUGCGUCUAUCAAAAAGCGUUCAUGUGGUACAGUGGUACCCCGCAAGACGAACGCCUCGCAAGACGGAAAACCCGCUAGACGAAAGGGUUUUCCGUUUUGGAGGCGCUUCGCAAAACGAAUUUCCCUAUGGGCUUGCUUCGCAAGACGACAGCCCAUAGGAAAUCUCAGGGACAGCGGGGAAGCGCAGCGCGUCUUCCCCACUGUCCUCGGACCUCCUCCGAAGCCUGGCGGCGGGGCGGGGACACCUCCUCCCGCCGCCGCCGGGCUCGGAAGGCUCCUCCGAAGCCGGGCGGGGGAGGGAACACGUCCCGCCGCCGCCCGGCCCGGAGCGGUGCUCCGAGCCGGGCGGGGGAGGGAAGACCUCCCCGCCGCCCGGCUCCGGAACGGGGCUCCGCAGCCGGGCGGUGGGGAGGGAAGACCUGCCGCCGCCGCCCGGCUUCGGAACGGUGCUCCGAAGCCGGGCGGGGGGGGAGGGAACACCUCCCGCCGCCGCCCGGCAACGGAACGGUGCUCCGAAGCCGGGCGGGGGAGGGAAGACCUUCUGAAGGCGGGCGGGGGCGAAAGUCUUUGCUCCCCCUGCCUGCCUGUCCCGGAGGGCUUUUGAAGGCGGGGAGCAAAGACUUCGCCCCCGCCCGCCUUCAGAAGAGGUCCAGGACCUCUUCUGAAGGCUGGCGGAGGCGAAAGUCUUUGUCCCCUGCCUGCCUUCCCAGGGGCUUUAAAUUGCCCCGGACAGCGGAGAAGUCCUCCGCUGUCCCGGGUGAUUUUAAAAUGCCGCCCGCCAGCAUUUUAAGAUCGCCCGGACAGCGGAGAAGUCCUCCGCUGUCCCGGGGUUUUAAAAUGCUGGGGGUGGGAAGAAAAGCCCUUGCCCCCAGCCUUCAGAAGAGGUCCGGGGACAGACUGUCCCCGGACCUGGUCUGAAGGCGGUUUCCCUAGGAACGCAUUAAUUGAUUUUCAAUGCAUUCCUAUGGGAAACCGUGCAUCGCAAGACGAAAAACUCGCAAGACGAAGAGACUUGCGGAACGAAUUAAUUUCGUCUUGCGAGGCACCACUGUAAUUAUUGCUGAGAGGACAGUGGAAUUCUGGCACCCAGCUAAAAUGGGAAAGCUGACAGCGGCCAGGGUUCACUUUUGGCCUUGUAGGAAGGAGGGUUGCUCUAGCCUUUGACAUCUCUGUGAUGGAAACUGGAGUAGAAAACCAGUUCAGUUUUUAGACCAAAGUGCUGGAGUCAGAGGGAUGUUGGACUCUGUAUCUGUUUCUGUGGUCCUUCCUUUGUUUUGGGCCUCCCCAUUUGGGGGCCUGGUCUCUUCCUGGAGGCCAUUUUGAAGAAGGAAAUGGCAGCCAAACAAAGUCACUCGCUGUGGGAUCCCUGGUUCAGUGGACAAAAUGUCAAGACAGGAAGAACAUAUAUUGAAACCAUGUUUAAAUAUGGUCAUAUUCAAACGAAAUUAGCAUUUCAUGACAGGAACCAUGUAAAGUGAGGUAAGUUCAUAAUGGAGGGAACGUGCUUCGUUAUAUCCCAUAAACGCACGGACAAAGGCUGCAUGUACUAAUGUAAAAUUGGUUGUACAUCAGUGCCAAAGUUUCCACACAGAACCCUGGAAAAUUUAAAAGGCGGUUCUGCCUUAGGCCUCUUUGCAGAACUAACCCACAAGACCUGAGUCGCUUCGAAUGAGUCAGUCGGUGUUAACUUGUCUUUUGGUUUGCAGCUCAGGAAUUUCUCAAGACAGCAAGGCCAAAAUAUUAAGAACUGGAGCUAGUGCAAGAGGUAUUGAUGUUCGUUUUCGGGAACUGUGUACGUAUUGUGGCAGAUUUAUUUGUCUCCUAUCUCGCAUAAAGACAUGUAUCGGUGUGACUGGCUUCAGGUUUGCCUGAACUAAGAUGUCCAAAUUUGAUUUUUAGUAUUCCUAUUUCGUUGUUUCCCAAAUAUGGAAAGAUACGAACGAAAUGAAAAGAAUGUUGACAAAUGAACAGGAGAAAUUUUAUUUAAAACAACGUUGACUGUGUCUGAGAACCUCUUUCAGAUCCACAUUUCCCCCCAAUGAACUUCAUGUGGUAUUUCUAAAUAGAGCUAGAAAAGCUCUAAAUUUUGCUUAUGGCAAUGAAUUCUUACAUAAACUCUAUACAGGAUGCUUAGAAAUUGAAAACAUUUCCCCUGCUUUGUUUUGAAGCACACACUAGUGAAGAUUUUUAUUAUUAUACUGAUUCCUAGGGUGGGCUAUAAUUGAGUGAUACCUUAAUAUAUUCUGUUUUUGGCUUGGUCCUGCACAGUUGCCUAUGAGUUCAGUGUUGCUAUGUGUAGGAUUGUACAUUUUGUAAUUAGAUUAAAGAUAGGAUACUUGUUUAAAAAUUAAUAGUGUGCCAUUGUACUUCCAUGCUACAAACAUUAUAACUUUCAUGAUUACCUAGGUGAAAAUUUAAGUAGUCUUAGGCUGCGACACUAAACACAAUUUCUUUGGAAGCUGCAUUGAAAUCUUGGGCAAUUUUAUUAUCCCAGCCAUAGGCCAAUGUAAGUUCAUCCAACAGCAGCUAUGUGUCGGUUAGCACAACAUACCAUGUUUAAAUCAACACUAAUAUGCCAAUAAAAACUGCAAUAUCAAAAGCAGAGAAUACAUUCUCAAAUUGUCCAGGAUAGCUAAUUACAUUAGAAACAACCCAAUUGGACCUUAACCUCUGUUUAGCUAUUGCAAAAGAUGCUUCUCCCCUGGCCACAAACCCAUUUCUGUGCGCAUAUUUUAUUCUCUGUGUCCAGUGAUGAUAUUUUUUUAGGAGUGGCAUGAAUAAGGAACAUUCUAGUAAAGACCAAAGUUUGUUUUUCCUCUUUCUUUAAAAUAUUUAUAUACCAUUUUUCUAUUAAGAUACAACUUCAGCCUAGAACAGUAAUAAAACACAUAAAAAUAUGAAACAUAGAGAACUAUCACUGCAGAGUGGGUAAAUGGCUUAGCCUUAGGACCAUCUCUCUCCAUAUGCAGUUACCCAGACUUUGAGAUCAUCCACUAAGACCCUCCUUUGUGUGCCUCCUCCACGAGACAACCCUUUUCUUCAUUGGCUCCCCAUUUCUGAAAUGCUCUCCCCAGGGAUGUUUGGCUGGCAACUUUAUUAUACACCUUUAGGUGCUAGACAAAAACUUUCCUCUUCUUCUAAGCAUUUGGCUGAUUGAUAUUUUGCAGGAGAAGGGGUUAUUCAUUUGUUUUUGUUCUUAUUUUUGUGUUUUUUAUAUUAUAAUUUAAUGUUGUGAACUGCCCUGAGAUCAACAGGUCUAAUAGGACUGUAUAUAAUUUUAAUAAAUAAUAAAAUAAAAUAAAAGUGCAGGCAACCUGCAGGUAAAAGAAUUAACAGGCCCAGCAGCUUCAGCCACAAAUUUAUCAAGGAGGAAUCAAAAUAGGGGAUGGGGAAGCUGUGGCUCUUCAGAUGUUGCUUGAUUACAAUUCAUGUAGCUCCUGCUGGCUGGAGUUUAUGGGAGUUGGGCUCUCAACAACAUCACAACAACAUCACUUUUGCUACCCUUUCUAUAUGAAUUGCUUUAAAACAAGCAAACAGAUGGUCUUUACAUUGCUCAAAAGACCACUGAGACAGGGAUUUCCAAAGUUCAGCCACAGAGAAGUCUCUGCCUAGUUCACGCCAAACAUCCUCAUAUGUUAGUGGAACAUGUAAGAGAACCUGCUGUCCCAGGCUCUUUCAGGAGGAAGAGUGGGAUAUAAAUUGAAUAAAUAAUAACCUCUGAAAUUCAUGAUGAAUGGGUAGGCUCAUAUUGAGAAGACCAUUCUUCAGGUAUUCUGGUCUCAAAUCAUAUUAUUAUUGUUACUGUAUACCGCCCUAUACCCGCAGGUCUCAUAUUGGACAGGAAUGGUGAAUAUAUGGCUCAUGGGCUGCAUUCAGCCUGUAAAGUUGUCUUCGGGGGCCUGCCAGUCCUCUGCCAAACUUUGAUGUCUCUUCUAUUCCCGUUUCCUUAGCACUAAGUCAUAUUAGCAGUGGUGCCAUGCCAGAGAGAGAACAGGUUAUUUUGCAAGCUAAGUGGAGGGCUUUCCUACUUGUUGCAGUGCUGGACUGGGAGAAGUGCUGCAAUCGUGAGGAAAAAUACCGUAUUUUUUGCUCUAGAAGACUCACUUUUUCCCUCCUAAAAAGUAAGGGGAAAUGUGUGUGCGUCUUAUGGAGCAAAUGCAGGCUGCGCAGCUAUCCCAGAAGCCAGAACAGCAAGAGGGAUCUCUGCUUUCGCUGCGCAGCGAUCUCUCUUGCUGUUCUGGCUUCUGAGAUUCAGAAUAUUUUUUUUCUUGUUUUCCUCCUCCAAAAACUAGGUGCGUCUUGUGGUCUGGUGCGUCUUAUAGAGCGAAAAAUACGGUAAUUGGUUCUGAUCUUCAGAAACUAGUCUCUGAAGAGUGAUCUUUUCUUACUCAAUGAUUCCCCUUCCACUGCUGCUUCUUACUGAUUGACAAGCAUCAAUCCUCUCUGUAUGUCUGGUGUGUAUGUGGUUGUGAAUGACUGAGAGCCUACGCUUUAAUGGUAUAGCUUCUUCUUGGUUUUAUUCAUAAUAAACCCAACUACUGGUGAUUGAGUCAGGUUGUGUAGAAAAAUAUAUUCCUGGUGAAUCCAGUAAAAGGAAUACAGAAGUUGGUCAUCCCUUAUCUGGGUAAUACAGAUUGAACAUUGUGGAUAUGUGAUGUGAAUGGAUACUAGUGUAGCCUGCUGUAGGGUAAAGAUGUUUAGAACUUUCAACUUCUUCCUUGGCUGUAUUUAUAUGUUUUGGUAUUUCUUCACACUUUGAAUGAGUUUCACUUGGGUGAACUUUUAAAUUCACUUUUGUCGUCAUCUUGUUGCCCUUGAGAGGGAGUUCACGCUGAGAAACAGUAUCUGAGAGCCAGUAACUUGCUUCAAGCUUUCCUACAUGUUUUGAGGUCUCUGAGUGGGGUUUCUUCGGCAUUGGAACUUGGCACAUUUUGUGCUGGUUCACUUGCAAAGAGACGUAUCCCUGGUAGCAGUUUGGAACAAGUUUAGGACUGUCUGAGCCAUGUCAUUUAAAAAAAUCCUGCUGAGAAAGCCCUGAAGUCUAGGAGGAUGGGCACACUCUGCCAAGUGUUAAUCUACUUGCUUUGUUUGUGUACAUUUGUGUGUACAUGCACACUCUUCUGGUUAAACAGAAGCUGGAAUAAAGAAGCAUGUCAAAGUUGUGCUGCAACACUACAACGUCGUAGUCCUGGGCUGAAAGCCUAUUGGCAAAGUGUCUUGUUUAAAACGUCCAAGUUUUUUAAGCAAAUGGUUCUUUCCACCCAAGUUUGAUUAAAUGGCAAGUGAUCUCCUGCUGGCAAAUGUAAAUUAUAGCCAUAGUCUUGUAUAAUCUUUUCACCCUUCCACUAUUGAUGAUAUAUAAUGUACAGGCUUUUCUUUUCUCAACCUUGCAACAACCCUGGGAGCUGACUUGGGAUGUAAGAAGCGGCUCUGUUUUUGUUCCACUGCAGUUCAUCUUUCAGUAAAAACGAUAUUAUUCACCUGCUGUUUAUAGCGCUGAAAUUAUGUAAGUGACAUUGUCAUUAUGUUAUUCCAUCCCAUUCAUUUUAUUACAAAGGAAACAGUACAAAUGUGGUGGUGGUGGGGAAGUUAUCAAUUUCAUAGUGUUUGUGGACAGAAAGCAACUGUAACAGUGAAUACCAAUUGUAUUUGCUGGAUUGAUUUCCAUUCCGGGCAUGGGAUGAAUAAGUGAAUAUUGGCAAUUUGUGCUUCAAUUUCCUCCAGACUUCUCCAAAACCCCUAGAGUAGAAUGAGUCACAAUAUUCCCAUUUUGCAGGUGGAAUGAGGCUGACAGCUGAUCUUCUGACCAAGGUGCUAGACUUGGGCUUGAACCCUAUUUUCUAGGGCUCACACUAUGGACUCUCUUUUCUGGGCUGUACUUAGUUUCUUAGGACAGAGGGAGCAGUUUCAUACUUUGACUAAAGGACUUCUAGCCCAGUACUGUCUCCUCUGAUUGGCAAUUGUUCUCUAGAGUCCUCAGCAGAUGCCUUCUAAUAUAUGCAGAAACAUUUGUAUGACCACUAACCACCCUCUCUCUUAAUUUUUAACUUUUCACCUAUUCUUGGGUGGGGGGAGUAACUGGUUUUGCUUUUGCUUUAUUGUGUAUUUUGCAUUUUCAUUUUGUCUUUUUAUGUUGAGAACCACCCUGUGAUCUUUGAAUGAAAGGUGGUACACAAAUGUAAUAAAAUAAAUGAAUAAUCUAGCUUUCGGACAGAAAACAAAAUACAACUUUCUUCCACAACUGUUCUUCAUUAGCGUUCUUUCUUUCAGUUUGCAGUGCUUGACUUGGGAGGAAGCCUUUCCUUUUUAUUAUGACUGUUUUCCAUAAAUUUUUGGGUGCAAAAAAAAAAAAGGCACUUUUUACUCCGAGGAGCUUACAGAACAAAGUUAAUUGGCAUCCAGCUCAGUUCUAUAGUUCAGGGCCUUAGUAAAGGUGUUGAGUAUGUCUUGAUUCAAGCAAAACAACUUGAUUCAGACCAUUACUCCAAUAUCACAGACCCUUGCAUGGCACAGCAUCUGUGUAAGAUUGCAUCAGGCAGCUUUGCCACUGUGCUUUGUGAAGCUGCUCCCUUGACAGUGAAAAACUAGAGGCUAGAGCCCAUGGAGCUUUGUAUCAGACAGAAUUAAGUGUUAAGAAAUAUGCUUUUCCAAACACCAGAUAGUUUGUGUUGACAGCCCUGGUAUGCUAAUAUUAACUUUCAAUGGGUUAUCUGUUUCUAAAGACUUUAAUUUGUUGUACCCCAGUUUUUAAUCCAAAGACAAUGGGAGCCAGGAAGCAAGUGAUAUCCCAUAGUCCAAACUCUGCUUCAUGUGUGUGUCUGUGUUUUGUCUGCAUCAGUUUGUCCUGUGAGAUACCUGCCUGCCUGCAGGUGAGAGUGUGCCUGCUAAAUUUAUAUCAAACUAACUAUCAGCUAAUCUUUCUACUAACAGCUAGUAGAAAUGGAAGAAUGUUAGCAUCUUUCUGGAGGACAGCCAGGCUUGAGGUGCUUAAGGCUGUGGUUGCAAUCCUUUCCCCAGCUCAGCUCCUAUCCUAUUACUUCAUUAGUUCUAACCCUUCUCCCCACUAUUUUUGUACUUGUGUCACAAUGUGUGUGUAUAGGAAAACCCUCAAACCCUGUAACCAAAUCUUCAGUUUGGGUAGGGUUGAUUUAUGAAACAGGAUAAAGAAGUAAAGAAGAUGAUGAUGAUGAUUUAUUUAUUUAUUUAAAAGCAUUUAUAAAUUGCUGAAUGUUUUAAAAUCUUAAUCAGAAUACAAAAGUACAUGUAAACAAAACAGUAUGAUAAAAAGAGAGACAAAAAUCAGUAAAGUAGUAGUAUAAAAACAGAUGAAACACAGUAAAGAUAGGGUCCAAUCUUAUGGGUCCAGGGCAGUAGCAAAAAAAUGCCCGUUUUUUGUUUCACUACCUAUUUUGUAUGAUAUGGUGCCAUGAGUAAAUUUCCCCCCAGAUCUCUUAAGUGGUCUUACAGGUCUGUACAGGGGCAGGUGAUCUUGAUCUGUUCACAGGUAACCUAGUCUAUUCAGUGGAUCAAGUGCUUCUUUCAUGGCCACUGGCUGACACGAUCAAAUACGGUACAGUAUUUCCUUUAGUUCAGGAAAUAGCAAUGGAGACAAUGGCUGCUUCUGGGUGACCAGUUUAAUGAGCGUUCACUCUGAUCUGUUUGUGGAGAGAUUUAUAUGUUGUUGGCUAUUCGUCCAGAUUUGAUUCUGGGGGAGAUUAGACAACAUUGUGUCAACCAAGCAAGUGGUGUUAUCCAAUAUUCUCCAGUGUAUUUUCCUAUGACUUUCCCUAUAAAAAAAAAGUCUGAACUUCUGGGGAAGCAGGCAUUUUUCACAAGAGCUCCAAAUCAGCUUUAGUUGUGCAACUUGAAUUUGUUGGGAUGGGAUAAAAUUCUACCUGGAAAUAAUGAUAGUCUGAAGGUGCCCAGGAUCAUUCCUAAAGUGUAUAUAUUGAUUGAAAUGCAAGUAGGAACUAAUGGGCCUCAACCCAGGCUCAGAUACAGUAAUGGGAAAAUUUAGUUGGAUUAUCUGGGUUCUCCCCACCCCUCAAGUCAAGAAAUGUAUGUGCAAACUGGCUAGUAAUUCCUGUACGGCAGGGGGUUGAACUAGAAGUCCCUUGGGGGUUACAUCCGAUUCUAUGAUUCUAAUAAAUUUUGAGGACUGGUAACUUGUUUGCAAGUCUGCAUAUACUAGGGUUGUCAUCUGGCUAAAGAAAACGUAGCUGAUUAAUCAUAUAAGUGUUAAUCUAUUUCAGCAGUUUAAUAUUGUUGUUUAUUAAUUGCCUUCUGCGCAAGCGUUUCAAGGUGAUGAACAAUAAAACUGUGAAAUACAGUUAACACAAAUGAAAUACAAGGGAUAGAUUUAAAAAGCAAAAACAAAACGAAAUCGACAUCCAUGUUAUAGACCCAUUCAUCUAGUUGGGAAAGCCUGUUGGAACAAAACUGUCUUCAGUUGUUCCAAAAAGGGCAGAUGGUGAGCACUUGUCAUCUCUCAACAGGAAUGCUGUACCACAGAAUAGGGACAGCCACACUGAAAGCCCUACUCUGAGUUAGUAUGAAGCAGACUUUGAUAUCUUUGGAACUUUUAGGAGAGCCAGUUUCUCAAGUAACCUGAUCCUGAGUUAGUAUAUAUGAGAAAAAGAUGUAGUUCUAAAUUUAAAAAAAAGUUACUUGUUAUUAGAUUAUGCAUGCAUAUGUUGCAGUUAGGCAUGAGUUUAGAGCAGGGGUCCUCACUGUGGGGCUUGCGGACACCAGGGUGCCCCCAAUGCCCCCCAUGGUGCCCACAAAAAGGCCCUGUGCCCUUUCCUGCUCCUUCAGAUGUGGCAGCCAUUUUGUGUUUGUCACACACCUCACAGCCACCAUUUGUGACUAGCGCCUGCACCGCUUCCUCAAAAAUCCAAAUGUGCACACUGGUGCAAGAAACCUCACUAUCCUUUCGUAGAGGCCUUCUCCCUUCUCACGCACUGGACUGAAUGCCUCUUAACAUAUGCUUGCGAUCUGCAGUACUUAUAUUAAACACUUUGCCAAAAUAUUUUAAAUUCCUUUAUUUAACCGAUUAAAUGAUGCCCUGACACCUACCAGUCUGUAUAAGGCUACAAUCUUGCAGUUACUUAUUUGGGAUUAAGCUCUAAGGAAGGGAGUGGUAUUUUAUUUUUUUAUAUUUGGUGGUGUCUCAGGAGACAGUUCUCUUUUCUCUGGAUUUCAUCAAUCCUGCAUGUUGGACAUAGUUUAGUAGUGUAUUUUUAACUAAUCCCAGAAUGUGUGCUCAUGCUGAUAUUUUUGUUGCUCAAACUGCGAGUGGAGCAUGUUACCAUGAAGCAUUAAUUGUGUUAUAGUGGAACCUUAUGGAAAGCAGGUUUCCUAUAGUGUGUGUAUGUAAUAUAUAGCUAGCAGCAGGUGCCAGACCGGGACCCCAAAGUAGCAAAGUUUUGUAAAGUCCAGACAGGCACAUUACUCUGUCGUCUUUAUCUUGUUGUUGAACCUUAAUCCAUUUUUAAGGCAGAAAUCUUUGAGUCUGCAGACAUACAGAUUACUUUCUGUGUGUGAGAGAGGACACUUCCAUAAGAACAAGUAGGAUCUGGAACACAAUAAAUGCCAAUUAAGAUCAGAGAUGUAAUUCGUCUGUGGGCAAACAACUUUAGUAACUCUUCUGGAAUAAAACGUGCUAGAGUCCAAUAGUCUUCUAUAUUCCCUUACCUGGCGACCUCCACAUUGCCAGCAUGGAAUAUUCUGCAGACAUUUCUCUCUUAGCUUCUGAGAACUGGUGAAGCCAUUUCUGCCAACCUGAUGUUUUAGGACCUUCAAAUGGAACUGAUUUGGUUGUGGUGGUUAUUUUUCCCCCUUUCGUGUUUUUCUUCCAUACAGCUGCUGUUGUGAAACAUUUCUUAUAUUUUAAUUUUGUUUCUGUUUUUCAUCAGAAAAUGAAGAGCUUGGCUCAAAGGCGUCAAUCGGCACCAUCCUUGGUUCUCAGCAAAGCGCUGACCAAGUCCAGAACAAGUGUCAGGUAAGGUGGAAUGUGUUGUUUCUGGCUGUACUUUUUUGCAGGUUUCCUGGCCCAGAUCAUAAUGUGUUAUUGACAAGUAGUUAACCACACAAGGCUGAAACGCUGUCUGGAGAGAGAGAUUGUAAGCCACCCCCACAGCAGCCUUUUCCAGGUGGUAUUGAUUCUGAAAAGCACGUACAUGUAUUGAGCAGAAUGUGAUCAAGACUUCAUAAACCAGGCUUCCCACAUUUUAAGAUAUCUUGGAUUAGAAUGUUGAUAAUUAAAAAGUUAUUUAUUUACUUAAAUGUAUAUCCUAUCUUCCUAGAACGCAAAGGUGGCAUUCAACUAAGUUUUAUUCAGAGUAGACCCAUUGACAUUAUGGAACAUGACUAAGAUCCGUUAAUUUCAGUUGUUCUACUCUGAGUAAAACUUAGUUUCAUACUACCUCAAGGCAGUAUAUACAGACCCGCUUACAUUUAGCAUCUUAUGAAUUGCCCAGGGAAUGUUUGUUCUAGGUUGGCCUAUAAAUGGCAUACAUACUUAAAAGAUUUUCCAGUGGGGAUCUUUGCAAGAAAAUUAGUUAUUUGAAUUCAAGUGCAAGUAGUAUAUGGCCUGCAGGCUGUAUGUAGCUUACAUACCCUUUCUGCAAUUUUUGACCUCUGGGUUAUAAUCUGUGGGAAAGCUGCUCCCAUGUAGUGUGUGAUUUCACAGGAUUAUGCAGAUGAAUAAAGUGCUCUGCAAGUGAAAUUAGUAUGAUGUAAAGGUCAGUUUGCUUUCUGAGGACCCCUGCCUGAUGUUGAGUGGGAGCCCAUUGCUAUUUACUGAAUGAACAUUAUCCUUUCACCCUUUCUCCCAAUUGAUCCCAGUCAGCAGUGUAGCUAGCUGCUCGGGUGCCGGGUGCGGCGCGUGUGUCCUGCAGCCAGGGGCAGGGCAAGCUGCCCAUGGGGGCGGGGCGCACUGCAUGGAGCCUCUCCACCACCGCCUCCUCAGCUGUAGGGCGGCUGAGGGAGAGGUGGUGGGCAGACGCAAGUCCCACGUUGCCGUUUUAGGCCGUGUGGAGCCUUCAGGUGCCCAAGCCACCACAUCACUCCCAGGAGACGUGUGUGGCUUGGGCACGCUGCAGGCCCCGCAGUAAGUACCAGCCAUGUCUUGUUACGUUUGUUGACUGAACUAAAAAGUUUCGUGAGCCAAAUUUUCAUUAGUAUUAUUUUUAAAAACUCUUAUUUUUGCCAUUUUGUCACCCCCCUCAGUGAUGACACCCAGGACGGCCCACACACCCUUUCCUCCGCCACUGACCCCAGUUUAUCCUUUCCACCAUCCUGUAGGCAGGUUAUGCUGUAAAACUGUGUGUUUGGUCUUACACCUUUCUAGUCCAACCUCUACCAUACUGGCUUUCCACUGAAGACAUGGCCCUGUGUUGAAAAUGAUUGGUGGGAGUGUGGUUUCCUGCCUUACAACCAACCUACCCAUUGUUUUGCUGUGAAAAUUGUUUUCAUUAGUCAUGAAUAUGUUAGUUGGCUUAUGAAGCUUUGAAUUGUGGAGAUAAUUCUGGCCGCAGUUGCAGUGGUGGAGGAAGGGGGUGAGGGGGCGGGCCACCCUGGGCGCUGCCGCUGCAGCUGCGAGUGGAGGAGCGUGCAGCUGCGAGCGAAGGAUCUUGCCACCAUCCAUACGGCGCCGUCCGUAACGGUGCAUGUGCUGCUGGGAUGUUUGCCCCGCCCCUGUGGCGUUUCCCCCACCCCUCGACACCUCCCACUGGGUGCUGGAGAGCCUUUCUUCAGCCCUGCACAUUUAUCCAUGCGCUAGGAACAAUUGAAGAUAACUCUAAUGAGCUGUAUAGGAGACUAUCUUAUCUGCUAGAGAUUGUGAGUUUCAAACUUCCUAUCUUCAGGGAACCACUUUCACAUUGACUUGCCUGUCCCAGAAAGCCUGCAUGCUGAAUCCCUUUGCUUGUGCAGCAAUCUGGAGCAUAUAGGGUGCAGUCAGUUCAUGUUGAGCACCUCACUGUAAACUUGCUCUUCAUGGACUUGAGUGAACCAUAGAGCACCUCUAGUACUUUUCAAGGUACUUUUCAAGGAAGUUUAUACUUGAUAGACUCGGAGCUCAAACUAAUUUCUAUGACACUGCAUGUGACUUGAGAUAUAUCUGGAUGAUAAGAUUUAGCUAAUGCUUGUGCAGCAUUUUCUACCUGCGUUGUCUGUCUUAAAGGGCUUAUGUAUCAACUAUCCUCAGAUUAACUGGCACUGGAGAGAUAUGUUUCUCUCUCCACAUUUUAAUGUUCUAUCCCAAUAACCUUUUGAAGCAAUUCCUACUAAUUUAUAUGAUAGUUCAUAUAAUUUACAGGGAUUGCAUCUGUGAAAGUAAUUGGCAAAAUUACAUAGGAGCACAGUUUCAAUGAACUCUGAGCUCAGUUCAGUUGAUUAUUUUUUCUCUUACUCGCCCGUCCCCCGCUCCCCAUAUUUCCUUCUCUGAUUAACAAGAAUUCAUUUUCUUCAUCAAUAAUCAAACAAAUGGUGUUUUGAUUUUCUGGUCUGUGCUCGGUAAAUGCUUGACUCUUGUGGAUAGCUCCUUUUUAUAAGCAGAAAAGAGCAAUAAGUGACAUGACCUCUGGUAUGUUCAGAUCUUCAAAUAUUUUGUUUUUAAAGCUGUCUUAAUACUUAGCACCCUCUUGUAGGCAAAACAUUGAUUUCAAGCUUAAAUGGAUUAUAACUUUAUUCUGGCACUAAAUCCUGUUGUUGAUACUUAGUGCACUGUCUUUUUAGUGGUUGAUUAAUGAUCUGUAGAUUACAAAACUCCUUUCCAAAUCCAACUUACAUCUGUGGGGGAUUAAUAUGAAUAGCCUUUCCUUAGCAGUUGAGUCAUUUCUGUAUUUAUUAAACAUAAUGAGGGAGUUUGGUCAGGAAAUAUUUAGAAAACCUAGUAAGUUUAUAGCUUCAUACCAUUUUAUGGUCCAUUCUCAAAUGUCUUCUUCGUACAUGUUUAUAAACAGUACCUCAACAUAGCAUUGGCCUAUGGGAUUAUCCCACUUCCUCCUCCUCCUCCUUCUCCUCCUUUAAAAACUCUGAAUGACUGUUACUAGGAUCCAACUAUUCUAACGUCUGCAAGUAGGUGGUAUUAGCAUUUUAUAGAAAUUACAGCAUGAUUGUAAUCAUGCCCUGGUUAGAUAAAGGUAGAUCCUGUUGACUUAGAAUCAUAGAAUUGUAGAGUUGGAAGGGAAUCUCAACUAAAGCAUCCAUGACAAAUGGCUAUUCAACCUUGGCUUAAAAACCUCCAAUGAAGGAGAGUUCACCACGUCCCUAGGAACUCUUUCGUUGCAUUACUGUGAGCAAGAUAGAUGGAUAUUUUUGUGCACAUCUGCAAUUUCCAUUUUGUAGAAAGAAACAUGGCAGGAGGCACCCUAUCCUGCUCUGUCCCAAGGUUCCAGGUUGAUACCUUUAGAAACAUUGGGUGGUGUUCCCCUGCAAAGAACGGCCCAGCCAUGUUUGUUAAUUUCAUUGGGUGUUGUUGUUGUUAGUCAUUUAGUUGUGUCCGACUCUUUGUGACCCCAUGGACCAGAGCAUGCCAGGCACUCCUGUCUUCCACUGCCUCCCACAGUUUGGUCAAACUCAUGUUGGUAGCUUCGAAAACACUGUCCAACCAUCUCGUCCUCUGUUGUCCCCUUCUCCUUGUGCCCUCAAUCUUUCCCAACAUCAGGGUCUUUUCCAGGGAGUCUUUUCUUCUCAUGAGGUGGCCACAGUAUUGGAGCCUCAGCUUCAGGAUCUGUCCUUCCAGUGAGCACUCAGGGCUGAUUUCCUUCAGAAUGGAUAGGUUUGAUCUUCUUGCAGCCCAUGGGACUCUCAAGAGUCUCCUCCAGCACCAUAAUUCAAAAGCAUCAAUUCUUCGGUGAUCAGCCUUCUUUAUGGGCCAGCUCUCACUUCCAUACAUCACUACUGGGAAAACCAUAGCUUUAACUAUACGGACCUUUGUUGGCAAGGUUUUUGGUGUACUCUUAAGUAAAACUUAAUUCACUUCCACCCAUUAUUUCCUUUAGUAUUUCUUUUAGUAGCAAAGCUGGGUAAUAAGUGCUGACAUAGACAUAAUUAGAACCAAAAAUGCGGCUACUGAGAAACAAGGGAAAGAUAUUGGAAUCUUUAGGGGAAUCCUAAGAUUUGCAGAAUUAUUAUUUUUUUUAAUCCCUAAGCGGACAACAUUUUUUAAAAGCCCAGUGAGAAUUGAUCGUGCUUAGCACCAACAUAUAAAGUUCAAUUUCUCUUGGAAAAGGAAAGUGGGAAACAGAAGGAGGAGCAAAAUGGCUUGAUUGAGCUCCUUAUAACUUAUAGUAUUCCAUGGGACGACUGGCACCAACAUUUCUGGUUGGGACUAAGGAUCACAGCAUCAUUUUAUUGCAGAGCCUCCUUGCAUAAAUAUAAUAUAAAUCUAGUUAAAACUAGGAUGCAGUCUACUUGCUAAUGGCAGUGUACCAUUAAGCACACAGUUGAUAAGAGCCACCCUACCCUUGACCCAUCAUUAUUAUUUCAGGCUUGUCUGGAUUCAGUGGAUUUAGUUUUGCCAGUUAAUAUACUGAUAGGACAGCAUUGGUAAUAUUCAGAUAUCCUUUCUAUUUCUAUGUUUGUUUUUCUCUUUCUUCCAUCAGUGCUGGAAGAUUUUACAAAAUGCUUGCAGAAUUUUUCCCUUUAAACUUGACUUUUGUGGGAAAUGCUAAGCAGGUUUGCACUAGACAUGUUGAAAAUGACAGUCCAGGUUUCAGCAAAAACUGGAUCUUGCAUUUAAAUCUGUUAAUAUCUGAUAAAAGGAUAGCUGGCUGUGAGUAUGGUACACAGCUGUAAUCCACUUGUUUACCGUUGGGACCUCAUUGUGUGGGAGGCAUCUCAAUGCUAACUCGUAAUGCGGUGCUUGAGAUAUGCCUGAAACCAAAUAAUUCUGUUCUUUUCCAAUUCUAGUAAAAAAAAAAUACUAAAUGAAGACCAGCUAACAAAACCCUGGUGGUUUAAGCUAUGCAAAUACAGAACUUUUGGGCCAAAACUGUUUUGUUUUCUUCAUACUUGCUUCCACUUCUACCCUGAGCGAAAGCAUUUCAAAAUUGAUUUAUUAUUAUUAUUCAUAGCCAUGGUUGGAGGCAAUAUGCUUCUGAAUACCAGUUGCUGGAAACUGCAGGAGGGGAGAAUGCUGUUGUCCUGCUUGAGUCUUGCUUGCAGGUUUCCCAUGAGCAUUUGGUUUGACACUGUGAGAACAGGAUGCUAGACUCGAUGGCCCACACAAGCAGGAUUGUAGCCUACCCAUCAUCUGCAUUGUGUGGCAAACAGGUUGCACUCUGGAUGUUGUGGACUGCAACUACUAUUAUCUCUAUUGGCCAUGUUCACAGGGGCUGAUGGGAGUUGAAAUUCACAACAUCUGGAGGAUACCACGUUGGCUAGUCCUGACCUAUAUAAACAACAUGGUAGGGUACUGUACAAAGCACAGACAAAAACACAAUAAAAUUAUAAAAGCACCAGCCAGCACAUCAGAAUAGUGAUAUGGAAAAACAAAGCAAGAGCAGCAGAGCAGGUCAAAGAGCAAAAUUCCCUAAAAAUUGCCAAGAAAACGAAGUACUGAUCUGGCACCAAAACAACAACAAUGUUGGCACCAGCUAUUCUGCAUAAAGAAAGCUGAUCGUUGAAGAAUUGAUGCUUUUGAAUUAUGGUCUGGAGGAGACUCUUGAGAGUCCCAUGGACUGCAAGAAGAUCAAACCUCUCCAUUCUUAUGGAAAUCAGCCCUGAGUGCUCACUGGAAGGACAGAUCGUGAAGCUAAGGCUCCAGUACUUUGGCCACCUCAUGAGAAGAGAAGACUCCCUGGAAAAGACCCUGAUGCUGGGAAAGAUGGAGGGCACAAGGGACGGCAGAGGACGAGAUGGUUGGACAGUGUUCUCAAAGCUACCAGCAUGAGUUUGACCAAACUGCGGGAGGCAGUGGAAGACAGGAGUGCCUAGCGUGCUCUGGUCCAUGGGGUCACAAAGAGUCGGACACGACUAAACAACUAAACAACAACAACAACAACAAUUCUGCAUGGAGAGGGCAUUCCACAAAUGGGACAGUACCACAAAAAACGUCUUCUGUGCCACUGAAUGAUGAGAACAUGGUUAAGAGCCCUCUCUGAAGAUCUGGAUCUGGUAGGAGUUCAGCAUAUAGAGAGCCAUAGUUUCCUCAUUUUUGCUCAUUUUUUACUUGGGUCUCCAGCUGUUUUUGGAGUACAAUUUCCAUCAUCCUUGACCACUGGUCCUGCUAGCUGGGAAUGGGACAUGGAUGGUGCUGUGGUCUAAACAACUGAGCUUCAAGCUUGCUGAUCGGAAGGUCGGCAGUUCGAAUCGCCGCGACCGAGUGAGCUCCCGUUGGCUCUGUCCCAGCUCCUGCCAACCUAGCAGUUUGAAAGCCACCAGUGCAAGUAGAUAAAUAGGUACUGCUGUGGCGGGAAGGUAAACGGCGUUUCCGUGCGCUCUGGCUUCUGUCACGGUGUUCAGUUGUGCUAGAUGCAGUUUACUCAUGCUGAUCAUAUGACUCGGAAAGCUGCCUGUGGUCAAACGCCAGCUCUCUCAGCCUGAAAGUGAGAUGAGCGCCGCAACCCCAUAGUUGCCUUUGACUGGACUUAACUGUCCAGGGGUCCUUUACCUUUACAUUUUACAUGCUAGCUAGGGAUGGUGGGAGUUGUAGUCCAAAAACAGUUGAAAGGCCCAAAGCCACCCCAGUCUAGAAUUAUCAGGAAUAUAUAUCUGCAGAAUGAGACUUUAUCAUUGCACUAUGAUUAUUGUUCAGAGACCAUCAUUUUAAGUUAAGCAACCUGUCUGUACAUUUUCUAAGAGAAGAUGGUGUACUUUGUACAGGCUGUAACCUUUUAAAAGGUUUCAACUAACUUGUGGUUUUGAAAUAUCCUUUUGUAAAGAUGUCAGAAAUGGAAAUCCCUAUGAUAGGCAAUAUAAUACAGUAGUCUAGAGAUGAAAACUACUUGUUCUAAAGGAAGAAUUUUUAAUAGACUUUAUAAAUAAAUGUAUUAGACUCCUGUUUAUAAUUUGAAGUUUAGAUUUGCAGACACUGAGAAAAGAUGUGGGUUUUUAGGCAUUUCCCUUACUUUCUUCCAUCCAUGUUGAAGAAUACCAAAGAUCCAUGUUUCAUGGAAAUCCUGCAGUUGUUUAAAUCACAGUAAAUGAUUUUGACAUGUUAUUUUAUACCCCUGUGCCAAAUGCUAAGUAUUUCUAGAUAACAAAGAUCAUGUGUAUUAUCUGGUAAUGCAAUAGGCUUAGCUCUACUAUGGAGAUACAGUGUGUACCCUAAAGAAUUGCACAGAGCGUUCUCAAGGGUUUAAUCAGAAGACAUGUGGAUCAUCUGAGCUAUGUGACUCGAAGUUGAUGAUGGAGAUCUAUUAAAUAUAAAUUGCCAAUUGCCAGAAGGCCUUAAUUGUCCAGUCCAAGUAGACAGUACUUUGUCCAAACUAUUGUGAAUAACAGCUUUGCCAUUCACAUUAUUUUACAUUUGUGUAAAAAUGAGUUGUGUAAAAUGAGUUUGACCAAACAGCGGGAGGCAGCGGAAGACAGGAGUGCCUGGUGUGCUCUGGCCCAUGGGGUCACGAAGAGUUGGUCAUGACUAAACGACUAAACAACAACAAUCAUACAGUUUUCUGAAUUUUGGUUGGUAUUCAUGAUAAACAAAAAAUUAACUUUCUCAUGAGUAAUCAUGGUACACUAAACUGGUAUACCUAAUCCUCAGUGUUUGUCUUGUAGAUUACCCUAAGCCAUUUUAAUGCAUAGAGGAGAGGUUAAACCUGUGAUCAUGUUGGCUGGGAUUGAAAGGAACUGAAGUCCAACAACAUUUGCAUGGGUCACAGUUUUCCCAUCCCUGGUGUACAGGAAGACCUCCCCUCUGGAAUGACUACAGCUCUGGGAGAGCUGAUAGCAGCUAUAAAUGAACUUGUCAAGAUACUGGCUGGGUUCACAUACAAGGGUAAAACAUGGUUAAUUUUGUCACUCUGGUUCACUCAACGAAUUGUAAGUCAUCUCAAGACGAGCAGACAAGCAGGGGUGUAGCCAGCUGCUCCGGCACCUGGAGGGGCGGGGCAAGCCACCCACGGGUGAUCCGCGCAUGGGGGCGCCGCAGUGAUCCGUGCCUGGCAGUGGCAAGCCCCAUGCUGCUGUUUCAGGUAGUGCGGGGCCCGAGCCACCAUGUCACUCCCAGGAGAGACGCGUGGCUCAGGCGCACUACAGGCCAGGCCCCGCGGUAAGUGCCGCCCCCCGUGGUGUGCCAUUUUGUCACCCCCCUCAGAUAUGACACCCGGGUUGGCCCGCAUCCCCCACACUCCCUUCCUACGCCCCUGCAGACAAGCCAUGAUAUGGUUUUUUUCAAGGCUUGAUUUGUUUUCCAGCCGCUAUUACCUCAUAAGAGCACCUGGGUUGAGGUGGCCAAAUAAACCAUAGUUAGGCAAAGCUAUGAAGUUUGUUCAUUAUGCCAGAUCAUAGUUAAAGUAACGUCCUGCCCUGCAGAAUGUUAAAUCAGAUGGCCCUUGGGGUUCCUUAUCACUGUACAGUUCAAUGAUUCUAUGAAGCCAUGGCCUCAUAUCUGCUGGGCAGGGUUCAGACCUCCAGACAAACCACACUUUAGUUGAACAAAUCAUGGCUCAAAGUUAUUUGUGAACCAGGCCACUAUCUCAGGUAUUGACUCUCUGAAUUCAAAAUGUGUGGGAUAUACAUGUUUGUCUGAAAUAAUAAUAAUAAUAAUAAUAAUAAUAAUAAUAAUAAUAAUAAUAAAUUUAUUAUUUAUACCCUGUUAUCUUGGGUAGUUAUAAAGUCACCGUAGUUGCAGUUCCUUCCCUAUUUGUAUACUAAAGAAGAUAAUGAGGCUUUUUGUAUACAAAUAACAAAUAGCAGGGGAGGUGGAUAAUAAUGUCUUAAUGCCCCUUGUAUAAAAACUUACGCUGAUUAUCUAAAAGAAAAAUAAGUUCUACCCAGCUGCCCAUCUUGUUUUAGGGCAAAUAAAAAGGUCAGAUUCAAAAGAGGGAAAUAUACAACAGUGAUGGCUAUGGAAGCAAAUGAUAACUACUGAAGGUACCACAAGCCAAAUGUUUACUGCUCUCAAAGCAGUCCAUUCCUAAGUGGAGGUGGAAUAUGCAUACACCAGAGAAGGAGGAAGAAGACGAAAUUAUUUUCAAUGCCUGGGAACUGCCGUGGAAGAAGGGAGACUGUGAAGCAUUUUAAUUUUGUUUUGAAAGGCUGUGUGUGUGAUAAUGAGAGCAAGUACUCUCCUUUUACCUGGUUAUAUCUUUUAGAAAAUAAACUUUAAGAUGGCACCAAACCCUCAUUGGCAUUGCGUUUUGCCACCAGUUAUAUGGGCAAUAUUCAGGAACUUGUGUUAAACAGUUUCCCCCAGACACACAUGUAUGCACACUCUAUUGCUGUGCUUUUGGAUGGGAGGUUUUUAAUAUUAGCAAAUAUUCCUCCAAUAAUGCUAUUCUCUGUGCACUCAUUUGGAGCUAAGCCCCAUUGGAAACACACAAAGAUGCAUAGGUUAGUUUGGGAUUACUUAAAAGGACCUCACAACCAAGUGUGCCACUGGUGUAUGUAAUAGUGGGGGGAGGUGUGUGUUAUAUGCACCGAGAAGAGGUUGAGUGCUUCUUCAUCUCUAAAAGCACAUAAGACAACCUCUACUAUUGAGUUUCAGAAGUUAAAGCUUUGAAAAUACUGCACACUCCCCCCCCCUACAGCCACCUUUGCAAGCAGCUGAAGAAUUGCUAUGUGUAAUAUUAUCACAUUGAGUAAUUGUGCUAUUGUAUCUUCAGCUGCAAGUCAUAGACAGACCCUGCAGGGAGCUCUACUGAGAGAGAAUUACAAUAAUCUAACCUCAUAGUUAUGAGGGCAAAUGUUGCUCUUAUGGAGUUGUCCCAGGAUAAAUAAGGAUAUGACCUGCACACCUAAGAAAACACCUUUGCUCAUCCCUGCACUGGCCUGCAUAGUUAGAGAAGAGAUAUAGUAAAAUCAAGGGACCAGGUUCUCUUAAAAGCCAGAGACUAGGAGAAAACCCUGCCCUUUCCUCUUUUGAUGUUUAUCUUCCAGCAGAAAGCUAAUGCCUGACGAUACGUAUAAUUUCAGUAUUUUUCCAUUUACUUAGAUUGGUAAAUCUGAUAAACAUGGCAUGGGGUAUGAUAUGGGAAAACGUGGGGGGACGGACACCCAGAAAAAUAAAACCACAGCCAUUCUCAUGUACUGAGAAUAUAUUACACUUGAGCAGUUUAGCUCUGUGAUAGGAACAGCUUGAACUUCUAUCCUUGCUACUUUGUUUUUCUAGUUUUGUUUUCCUCCCUAAUUUUUCUCUAGUUCAUACCCCUUGUAGCAAACUUCAAAUAGCAGUCUCCUGUUUGGGAUGUGCUACCUGCAUCCCGGAGUGCAGGGCUUACCUAGGAAGCCUACUAUGUGCCAAGCCAGUGCUUUGCUCCCUGUUACGUAGACCAUACUGGUGUGCUUGGUGCUGUCAUGCGGCAGGAUAUUUUUACCCAUGCGCACAGCAUUCUGCGAAUAUGAAAUUGGCAUGCUAAGCAAGAGCUCUUCUACAUUAAACUCUCAUGCUUCCCACAUAACAAUCAGAACUCAUGGGUUAACUUUCUUUGGAAUGUUUCUUUAGAAAGUUAACCCAUGAGUUCUGGUGGUUAAUGUUGGAAAUGGCCUUGAGCCCACUCAAGAAACAAAUGGCAAAAAUAUAAGCAGUCCAGUUCCAAGCUUGGUUAAUUGGAAGUCAUAACACUGCCCUUUCUCAAAGUCAAUGUGACUGAUAUUUCCCUGUGACUUUAGUAUAUCACGGCUGGAUCCUAAAGGAGAAAAGAUAAUAGAAACAGAUCUAGCUAUGUAUAAAAAUGUGGGAGUGGGCAGAAUGCCAGCAAAGCAGGGCGCUUAGUCCUCCUCAUAUGAAUUCAAUUACACCCAGUUCAAAUGACUGACAAUGCUAUUGCACAAAAUGAAAUUUUGGAUCCUCUAAUUCCUGUUUCAUUUGGGUCAAUUAUGAUGCUAGUAUGGGUUUUCCCCCCCUCUUCCAAAAUUCUGUGCACUUGAACUCAGGGUAUUUUUUGUGCAAUAACAACGAGAUAAAAUUUCAUUAAAACUGUUAAUAAGGGACAACAUGAACUCUCUGAGGCCUCCAGUAGGCUCUCUCCUCCCUCCCUCCACCCCAACCUCCAAGUUAACUUACAGACUUGAAAUCCCUGUCCUCCGCCGCCUCCUCCUGUGGUUUUCUUCCUUCUGUUUUUGUAGGACGUUUCAAUUCUACGGUUAUUACAUAAAAGUGGCUUAUGACUGUGUUUGUACACCUGGAAAGUGAAAUGGGCUGUUUCUACACACACACACACACACACACACACACACACACACACACACUUUUUUAUUAGAGCAAAAGGUAGAGUGAGGAAGGAAAAAGGAAGGUUCCAAAAGUGCAUUUUCUGAGAAUAACUUCGUUUUAUCCAGUGUGGAUCUAUAAUCAAGUUUUCUUUCUGCAAUAACUUUGCCCCUUCUAAAUCAGAGGGAAGAUUGAAAAUUUUUGCCCCAGCUCUGAAAAUGCAUUCACAGAAUUAAAUUUGUAGAAUGUUUAUUAGACCAGCAUUUGACCAGUGUUCAUCAUACCAAAUAGGGCAUUAAGAAAAAGAAGAAAAAGAGUAGAGCUGUGACUAGCAGAAUACAUUCUCCAACCAAAGAAGUGUCUGAAACUUUUUAUUGGAAAGCUAGAAGGGUUCCCAGCUAAGUGACCCAUUAUAUACUGCUUCUAAAUGGGCUUAAAAUGAAUUAUUUGCUCUGUGUCUGCCUUUUUGCACAGCAGGUGAGUUUCAAGAAUUGGGAAGACUUUCUCUGUCAUCUUCUCAACGAACCAGUGCAAUACUUCCAAAUAACAACCUGCUAAGGUUAGGUUCUCAACAGUCCAUAUAUUUGAAUGUCAGCCUCACCCACCAGUCUCUUGUACCAGGUCAUAUGGAAUCUGGGUCAUUCUGCAUUUACCACAGCUACCAAGUACAGAGGAACUGAUUGAAAGUGAAUAAUCACUUUAGUACAACAGAAUAAUUCCUAUCCAGUGGGACAUGUAUUUAAAAUAUUGUCUAAAGCUCUACAGAUGAAUCAAGGUUAUAGUUAUUCAUGUUAAGAGCGCAUCCAUUGUGGAAAAUUUGUGCUUGGAAAUUUUCCCACAGUAUCCACACAAUACCACCCUGGGCUCCUCUGAGAGAAAGAGUGGGAUAUAAAUUCAAGAAUAAAUGAGUGUGUGUUGUCAUCAGAAUGCUAGACCAUACUUUUUUGUUUUGUUUAAUCUGGAUUUCCCUUUAGUGCAGAAAAUCUGGUAAGGUAGAAAUAACCUGAUAUACUUCUGUAGUCUCUGCUGCUGUGGAAUCUUCCCUAGCACACUUUUUGGAUGGGCUGUUGUCAGGUGUGUGGUGAUGGUUCAGGGGAUAGCAUCUUUCACCACACCCGUAUACCUCUUUACUCCUCACAUGAACAGAUUUGUCAUGCUCUAUGAUUAUUUUUUAAAAAGUCUUCAGGGGCUGCUUAGUGCUCUGAGUGGGGUUUCUACUCUUUCUGCAAAUUAAGAUAGCCUUAGCCUUCUCCAGCUGGUAUUCAGCUUCAGCUUAAAGCACCCAAGGAUCCAGUUCUGCUGCUGGGAACGGUGAGAGGAUUCAAAUAACUCUUGAGCCACCUCUACCGUAUUUUUCGCUCUAUAACACGCACCUGACCAUAACACACACAUCGUUUUUAGAGGAAAACAAGGGGGGGGGGGGAAUUCUGAAUGAAACAGUGGAUGUAUAAUUUUUGUGCUUCAUCCUGUGGCCACAGACAUGUGAUCUGAUGGUGAAUUUGGGGUGACCCAAUGCAAAAAUCCUGAGAAUCCCUGUGGAUCUGUGCUUUGUAACCACGUUUUUGCACCAUUGUGGCCCCAGGCAACAGUGGGUGCGUGAUUUUUUUGGUGCAGGCUGUAGCCAUGGACAUGCUAUGUGAUCUGAUGGUGAAUUUGGGGUGACCCAAUGCAAAGAUCCUGAGGAUCCAUGUGGAUCCAUGCUUUGUAACCAUGUUUUUGCACCAUUGCAGCCCCAGGCAACAGUGGGUGCAUGAUUUUUGGGGGGCAGGCUGUAGCCAUGGACAUGCUAUGUGAUCUGAUGGUGAAUUUGGGGUGACCCAAUGCAAAGAUCCUGAGGAGCCAUGUGGAUCCAUGCUUUGUAACCACGUUUUAAGUGGGGAGGGAAGGAAAAACACAGAAGGGACAAGGAGCACGAGAGGGGUGUGCAGAGAAGCAGCUGGCUAAGAAUGCAGGAGAGGAGUUUAACGGGAGGGAGGAAAGGAAGGCAAAAGUUUCCCACCCACCCACCCAAGCCACCCCCCCUCUCUCCCACCUGCAUGUUUUCCGGCUGCCUGCGAGUCCCUAGACACAGCAGCAGCAGCACCGGAGCACGGAGAGGAAUUAGAAGGAAGGACGCUCUGCUUUCCCCUCUGCUUGCCUGGAGGGGAGGGGCUUUCCCUGCUCUUUGUUCUGUUUGAGCAAACACAGCAAAGAAACAGAAGAGGGUGGGCAGUAAGACCCUGAGGCAGAAUGCAGGAAAGCAGCAGCUUCAUCUCUUCAGGCUUCCCUUCUCCAUGACGCGCGAUUUGAUUUUUGCCUGAUUUUUGCCCCUGCACUCGCACCACUCGGCUCCAGGGACCACACAUUCGCUCAAUAACACGCACAGACAUUUCCCCUUACUUUUUAGGAGAAAAAAUCUGUGUGUUAUAGAGAGAAAAAUACGGUAACUGCUUUUUCAAACUUCCUGAAGAUUGUUCUGCAGUAGGAGAGCCGUUUUUUUGGUGGGGUGGACAACAAGAAGAGGCAAGCAUCUCUGUGCCUCAGGAAGCCCUCUUGCCCCCUCUAGCUGGUUUCAACCCCCACCCAACCUUUCUGAUGCUACAGGUGACUCUUGGCAUUACAGUGGUACCUCGGGUUACAUAUGUUUCAGGUUACAUACGCUUCAGGUUACACACUCCGCUAACUCAGAAAUAGUGCUUCAGGUUAAGAACUUUGCUUCAGGAUAAGAACAGAAAUCGGGCUCCAGCGGCGCGGCGGCAGCAGGAGGUCCCAUUAGCUAAACCACGUAUAAAGUGGUGCUUCAGGUUAAGAACAGUUUCAGGUUAAGAACGGACCUCCAGAACGAAUUAAGUACUUAACCUGAGGUACCACUGUACUUAAUUUACAGAAAGAUUGACAUUGGCAUAUGAACACAUGACACUUAGAGAAAGAGGCAGCCCCAGAAAACUUUAAACAUUUAACAACACUGACAAGACUAAUUUAAAGCACCGAUUUACAAUUAACAUAAUUUUUUGAUUAUCAGAAUUGUGUAGAGAGUAAAGAGGGGAAAUAUGAAAUGCAAUUAAAAAUAUAUGUAAUUUAAGGUAAUCAUGGACUGGGAGGGAGAGGAGUCAAGUGCUCGCGAGAGUGGAAUAUAAUGUGAAAAAUUUGAAUAUGUUAUAUUUAUAUAAAAUGGAAACUUAAUAAAAAUGAUUUUUAAAAAAUAGAGAAAGAGGCAGCCCCAUUUGUUUUUAUUAUAGUUAAAAAAAAGAACAAGCAAACUAAAUAGAUCGUAGAAUAGAGCCAUAGAAUCAUUGAGUUGGAAAGGACCAUGAGGGUCAUCUAGUCCAACCCCCUACAAUGCAGCAAUCUUCUGCCCAACAUGGAGACUCAAACCCACAUCCCUGAGAUUAAGAGUCUCCUGCUCUACCAAAUGAGCUAUAAUCCUACAGGAUAGGAGAAGGGGAAGUGAUUAUGGGGAGCGACCAAAAGCCACACCUGGAAUAUAUUCUGUCACACUCCAUGCACUGGUGUGGACAGCCCAAGCCUCAAAGUGGAUAUGUUGGAUAUGGAUAUGUUGAUUGAAAAAACAGAAAUGCGUAGACUCCCAUGUACCAAAUACACUCCCAGCAACUGUAGAUUGGAAUGACCCAUUUGCAAAAUACAGCCUCUGCCUGUACAAAGUCUAAUUCUAUGGUCUUGAUUUGACCUUUCAGAGGCUGUUCAGUCUUUUAACAUUCAGUUUGAGUUCCAGAUUCCAACCUGGACUUCGGUUGUAUUGAAAGAUUUCCCUGGCACCAGUGGUGGAGCUAAUGCUUUUUCUGAAACAACGGCGUAGGAAAUGUACAUCAUACUGUGGAAUAUGGCAUCUGGCCUGUCAAAUGGAAUUGAUUAACUGGAAAAGAGAAUCUCCAGUUCAGACAAGCUGCAUAUUGCAUAUUUAUCUGUAGGGGCUUCAGUGGUAAAAACAGAAUUUCACAAUACUGCAAACACCAAGGCAUCCUCUUCCUAUCAUGGGAGGGAGAACUGUGGUUGAGGUGCCAAAGGUUUCCCAUUUGUAGAUCUGUUUCCUGGUUUGGAAAUUUUGAAAUGUACUUUUAAUCCAGUGUACACUUCAUGGAUCACUGCCUUGCCGUGGCGAAGGGGCUUGAAUAACUCAGAGAAGCUAUGAGCUAUGCUGUGCAGGGCCACCCAAGAUGGACAGGUCAUAGUGGAGAGUUUUGACCAAACGUGAUCCACCUGGAGCAGGAACCGGCAAGCCACUCCAGUAUCCCUGCCAAGAAAACUCCAUGGACAAAGGCAACAUCACUGGAAGGACAGAUCGUGAAGCUGAGGCUCCAAUACUUUGGCCACCUCAUGAGAAGAGAAGACUCCCUGGAAAAGACCCUGAUGUUGGGAAAGAUUGAGGGCACAAGGAGAAGGGGACGACAGAGGACGAGAUGGUUGGACAGUGUUCUCGAAGCUACAAACAUGAGUCUGACCAAACUGCAGGAGGCAGUGGAAGACAGGAGUGCCUGGCGUGCUCUGGUCCAUGGCGUCACGAAGAGUCGGACACGACUAAACGACUAAACAACCAACAACACUUUUGCAGUUUGUUUUACUUGCAUAUAUACAUUCAUAGGGUUGAGAUGUUAAACAGUGAUGAAGAAUAGGGUUUUGGUUUUUUUAAGAAAGAAGAAUCUAACCUUUUUCUUUCCUCUUCUGAACUCUGUUAUUUGAGUUCAGGAUCUAGUUGUUGUGAUCGACAUGGAAGAACAACAGAGAUCUUUGUGCUAUGUAAAAGACAUAGCAGUGCUAUUUAAUUGAUGUAAUUGUUACGGGAAUGCUGCACAAGGUGACUUCUGCUAUGAAUAAAACUUUAAUGAGAGUGGUGGUUUGGGAACAGAGGGUCGAUUCUUCUGCAGUCUCUAUUUCAGCAUACAUCUCUCUUUCUAUAUUUAUAAAUAUUCUUCUGGGUUGAUAGGUAUGCUCUGUAGACAAGUUGCUUCUACUCUUUGGCCUGGUUGAGUUCAGUGUUUGGGGUGGGAUAGAUGCCCUCUGAGUGAUCGCUCCUCCUCCUUGCUACUGUUGGUGCUGCCCGUCCAUUUGUCUUCUUCAGGCCCAAUUGCAAAGCCGUGCCAGAGGGAGAAGGUAAGGCAAGUGGGGUCUCCUGCUCCUCCCCCCUGCCACUGUUCACUCACGCAAAGAGGAUAGCAGGUGGACAGGCAGCAACAGCAAGGAGAUGCAGGGCUUGAGCUGCGCUGGAUUGGGCUGAUGGGAGUUGUAGUUUAAAACAUCUGGAAGGAACCAGGCUGGGGACAGCUGCUCCAAACUAUGGAGGAUUAUCUGCUCAUGGAUUUUGCUGCUUAACUUUUUACUACAGAACCUUGAAAGCCAUUUUCCUCUAAGUCUUGGAUUCUUUCAUCUUGCUAGUGCUUAAAAUCUUUUUCCAGAUUCCUCUAGCCACCUCUUUUACUUUUACUUUUCACUUCAAACAUUAAGCACUGUGCUCUGGUUCAGGACUUCUCUCUCUCUCUUUCUUUUAAAGUUUUUUUAAUGAUUUUCAAUUUUAUACAUUUUAAAAAUUUUAUAACCAUUUUAACAUUUCAAAACUUGACUUCCUUCCCCCUCUUUCUGUGGUUCCUAAAAUUAAUUAUCAUUUAUUCAUCUGCUUUAAAUAUAUACACUUUUAAAACUGCAGGUUAUUAUAAUAAUCCUGCCAAUGUUCUUAUCUGUUUACAGUUUAUUUGUAAAUAUUCAAUAAACCAUUUCUAUUCUUUUAUAAAAAAUUUGUUAUCUUGAUUUCUUAUUUUUCUGGUAAGUUUUGCCAUUUCUGGCUCAGGACUUCUCAAAGCACACCUGUUCUGAGGUGUGCCAGAAAGGCAGGUAGACAUACAGCUCAGGACUGCAAUACAUCAAGGACCGCAAUACAUCAAGCCUCUCCCGGAGCUUGAGAUCGUUAUCUGAGGCCCUCCUUCAUGUGCCGUCUCCACGAGGGGUUUGGAGGAUGGCAACAUGAGAACAGGUCUUUUCUGCAGUGGCUCCCCCGUUUGUAGACUGCUCUCCCCAGGGAAGUUCACCUGGUGCCUUCAUUAUACAUCUUUAGAUGCCAGGCAAAAAUGUUCCUUUUCAGUGAGGCCUUUGGAUGAUUAACAUCUUAGGUACCCCUGCCCGUACGGGCCAGUCGUGUCCAACUCUAGGGUUGUGCACCCAUCUCACUUAAGAGGCUGGGGGCCAGCGCUGUCCAGAGACACUUCCGGGUCACGUGGCCAGCGUGAUGAAGCUGCUCUAGCGAACCGGCACCAGCGCAGCACACGGAAACGCCGUUUACCUUCCCGCUAUAAAGCGGUACCUAUUUAUCUGCUUGCACUUAGGGGUGCUUUCGAACUGCUAGGUGGGCAGGAGCUGGGACCGAAAGACGGGAGCUCACCCCGCCGCGGGGAUUCGAACCGCCGACCAUGCGAUCGGCAAGCCCUAGGCACUGAGGUUUUACCCACAGCGCCACCCGCGUCCCACAACAUCUUAUAACAUUAACAUCUUAUCCCCCUUUUAAAUGUUGGAGGGGAUGCGAGGAAGGGAGGAGAAGAAUUGGUUUGUUCUUUUUGUUCUUGUUUUUAUUGAUUGUUUAGUGCUUUUAUAUUGUAUUUUUAUGUUUGUGAACCACCCUGAGAUCAGCCAACAAAAGGCGGUAUACAAAUUUAAAUUACAACAACAACAACAGUAUUUACUAUAUUUUUCACCAUGCUUUUCAGGCAGUGAUUGGAAUAUGGAGGGGAAGGUUAGAGGAGAAAGAUCAGUUCUUCAAGGCCAGAACAAAAUGGCGAUUCAUAAGAUGGCUUUAUAUCUGGCUCUGGCCAGUUCGAUCUGUCUGUUGCUGGUGUUGUUGCUUGAAUAACAACAGUUGGUGGUUCUUGUUCCACCAACCGAUGGAUGGCAUCUGGGUGUUCUGCUAGUAUCCUUUUGAAUAGGCAACUGUCAUUUGGAGAGGAGUUGUGGUAGAGCAAGAAUUGUUUGAGUUUUGAUUGUUGCAGCUUUGAUUGUUGCAGCCACAGUGAUUUUUCUGGUAGGAGCAAAAGUGCCUUCCCAGCGAUCCUUGGUCCCUGAAAUAUACUCGGAGUCGAGAGUGGAUUUCAUGCUCUUUAUUCAGCUCAUAGUGCUGAGGAGGAAUGGAAGUUCCCCCAGAAUGUCUGCUUUAUAUACAUUAUUUACACAAUGGGCCCCACGUGAUUGGCUAAUUCCGGGAUUCUCCUGUAGGCCAAUCAGGUUGCGGAAUCACUUCCACCUGGAGCUGGAUUGGGUGGCUCCUGUGGACCAAUCAGACUGCUUCAUUUUGGAUCCUAUUCAACUCAGUACAUAACAGUCCCCUAAGAGGGAGAGUGAGUAAGGCGGCACAGGUAGAAUGAGUUUGAAGCAAGCUCUCUGUUGCUCUUCCUUCUUUGAUUGUUGGAGCCACAGUGAUCUUUGGAGAACAGUCAGUCACCAUUUGACAUACUGGCUUUAUUAAGCUAUUUUGCAAGGCAUGUGCAAAUAAACGCUGAUUUCCAGUGGUCUGGCAGAUCCAAGCUUUUCCAGAUGUUGUUGGGAAUUGUUUUGUUUGGCUAUCAGAUUCUGCUUUUUGUUUUUUGCUCAUGUGGAUAAGUGGUGUUUUUUAUAUCACGGAGGUUUGUACUUGAUGCGCUGUUUUAACACCAAUAAACUUAUGCUGAUAAUAGAAUCCCGAUUCCUAGCUGCAUCUUUUCCAAAAAGUGCUCGUAUAAUGGCAUUAUGAUAGUGGCAAUUUAUUGUCAAUUCCUUUCGUAAUGAUUGCUAGAAUUGAAUUUGCCUUUUUCACAGCUAUCACACACUGAGUGAAUGUCUUCACUGAGCUAUCUAUUAUGACUCCAAGGUUUUGUUACUAGUAAGUCACCAUCAUGGGUGUAGCCAAAUGGGGGCAGGGAGGGAAGUUGCCCCCCACACACAUCAAUAAACCUCAAUAAAAAUACAUAGCAAACUGAAGUUCUGCCCACCCCCCAAGCAAAAGGCCUGCCUCCCCCAACAAAAUCCUGACUACGCCCAUAGUUACCACCAGUUCAAAGCACAUGAGUGUAUAGGUGAAAUUUAGGGCGGAUGUCCCAGUUUUCAACAGGAAACUGACCCUGAGCCCAAAUCCUGCUUGGUAGAGGCCCAUAGCUGCUUUUUCUUCAAAAUAAGUGCCCAGUUUUUAGCACACUUCCCCUCAGAAUGAAUACAGUUGUUUGACCAGUCUCUUGGCUGCUGCCCUACAUUGGCUCUCUAAGGAAGAUAAAAAUUCAGCUUUCAUCUCUACAGGUGAAAUGCUUAUUUAAAACUAAAUUUUAAACUGGCAACAAAACGUAUUUCAGGCACAGAGGGCUGCAUCCUGUCCUAGUAGUGAUGAAGGGCCUUGCUGAAGGGCCCUUUCUUUUUUCUUUUCCAAAAUCAUAAGCUUUUUUAAUCACAGAAGUACUUCGACUGUUACAGAUUGGCCAUUGUUAAACAAAAGGUCCGCAUUCUUGGAAUGAGGCUGGCCUAGAGCUGAAGGGAUCCGGUUGAUGGUAAAAUUUCAAAACAAGGUUGGCCGUCCUUAGGAGAAAGGAAGUUCGAUGCUUUCCUGCAUCCGUGUACUGUCUAUUAAUAGUAUAAUACAGCGACUUCAUUGGAAAUCUGGAAAGUUACUCUUAUUUAUCCCAGCUUCUCAAAAGAAAAUAAUCAAAACAAAAAAUAGCUGGCAUUUUUAAAAUAAAAUGUCUCACAGAGCAAUGUUAUUUAGGGCUACUCAGACGUAAGCUCCACUGAGUACAUUGGGAAUUACUCUCAAGCAGUGGCCUUUGGGGGAGAACUUACCUGACCUGGCAGGUGAGUCAACACAGCUGCUUACUGGGAGGGUGAGGUAGCAGGAAGGGUGUUAAGGUGCAAACACACCAGUAGAUCCCAAUCUGGCACCCCUGCCAGUGUGUUUGCCCAUGCUGCCCACCUCACCCUCCUCCUCCUCUUCCUUCCAGUAAGCCGCAGCAUCUCACCUGCUUGGAGAUCAGGUAAGCACUCUUUCCUCCAAAACCAUUUACUGCUGUUCCCAGGUAAGUAGGUCACAAUCCUGUGCAUUAAACUAUAAUGCUGUGCCUAUUAACCCAAGUGGAAGAUCCAGUGAACUUAGUGGAGAUUACCUCUGAGUGACGUGAUCAUAGAAUUAGAAUUAUAGGGUUGGAAGGGACCCCGAGGGUCAUCUAGUCCAACCCCCUGCAAUGCAGAAAUCUCUACACACAGCUCCCCAUCCAAUCUCAAACCAUACUAGACCCUGCUUAGCUUUGCAAAUGCGCUGGCAGUUUUAUUGCUGGUCUCAGACCUUUUAAAUAACUUAAGUAUACUUGGCCUCUCUGUUUUUAAAUCUGUGUUUUAGCUGCAGGUGGUGCAGUGAGUUUUGCUUAUGUUUACAUUUACAUAGUUUUCAACUUUAUGACUUUGUCUUAAAAAGAACAAAGUAAAAAAACAGUAGCACUACUUCACUAUGAAGAAGAAGAAGACCUAAAAGAUGGGAAAUCAAGUAAUUAAACCAUUCUACUUCACAGGAUUGGAAAUGGACAUUGGGGCUGUUAAGAGAUGCUGUUCAUCACUAAUCUCCCACUCAUGUACAUCAGGAGACACUCAAACAGGCUGAGCCUUAAAACAGGGUUUAAUUACAGACACAGGAGCCAUUAGAAGCUUUGACAGCAUUUUACCUGCCCACAUUAGACAGGCUGAUACUGCCACUGUCUUUUAUUAGAAAAAAAUAGCCACAAAUCAGAUCAGGGAAGGGAAGCAGGAAAUGGAAAACAAAGAAACAGGGAGAAGCUACGAUCUGACAGCAAUGCUGUCUAGUUGGCUCCGUAAAAAUAAAGAAAAAUAGAUUGGACAAAAGAUGGCACAAAAAGGCCUAGUGUGGAAGCAGCAAGUCUUCUCUUGCAGCCAGGAAGAGUUUGUGAUUAUUAUUUUUUUGUAAGCUUCCCAGAAGUUUCUGGCUGGUUGCUGUUGAAAGCUGGAUUCUGGACUCGAUGGCUUUUUGGUCUGGCCCUUUUUCACCAGGCCAAAAUGGUUGACCAGUCUGAGGGAAUGAUAGUUGCCAUUUAUGGCCUUUUAUCAGAACACAAAUUAGCUUGAAUUAAGCAGGACUUGUUUGUAAGUAAAUCUUAGACUAAGAUCUUGGUCACAGGGAAGGGAUAUUUCUAUGUAAUGGGGAUAAGGACCUUUUUCAGCCAAGAGCCACAUUUCGUUGUGGGCAGCCUUCUGGGGGCCACUUGGGCAAAGCAAUGGAUGUACAUCUUACAUUUGCAGAAUAGGCUACAUUACAAACAAGCAAGAGUUCCCAGUUCCUAGUUGAAGGAUACCUUCCAGCCAGGCAAAAGGAUCCAAGGAGGUUGUGGCCUAUGGAGAGUCCCGAGGUCCAAAUAGAGAUGCCUGGAGGGCCAAAUUAGGUCCCCAGCCCUGAGGUUUUUAAGCAGAGGUCAGAUGGUCAUCUGUCAUGGAUGCUAUAGCUGAGAUUCCUGCAUUGGAGUGAGUUGGACUAGAGUAGGGGUCCCUUCCAACUCUGCUAUUCUAUGAUUCUAUGAACUCUAAUGUGGAAGUGAGUAUAUAUAAGGAUGUAAUACUUGUAAGAUGCCAGCUGAAUAUAAUUUAUAUAUGUGGUCAAAUGGAUUAAAUUUGUGUGUUCUUGCAACUGUGGCACCGCCUUCAAGUGCUCUAUAAAUAGCUGUGGUACAUGUUUACUUUUUGCCAUAUUCUCCCGUCCUCUGAUACCCAGUUUGGAGGUUCAUUAUAAGAUAAUAGCUCUGAAUGCAAAUGAUGUAGCAGGCAGAAUUAGUUAAUUAUCAGCACUUUGAAGUCUGCUAAUAAUGAGAGAUCAGUUUGGUUGCUAAGAUCCAGUUAGUUACAUGUUUAAGUCACAUUUCUUCAAACAAGCUUUGAAUUAAUAGUGCACCAAAGGUUUCUUCUCAAGAGGAAUUGUUGUGAGAAUCUGGAAAACUGGCCAUGAAAUAGAGCAGAGGCUGCCAUCUGCUCAUCAGAAUAAUCUUUUUCAGAGUGAACUUGACCUAGCUUUGUCAUCUUUGGAUAAUACCAAAAGAGAGUGUCACAGCAUCGGUCCUCUCAAUAUGUGGCAUGAAAAUGUUAUUUGACACAGACUGGGUAGUAAAGGAAUUAGAGCAGGAAUAAAAUAAACCCAGGCGGAAUAAAUUGUACAUUAGAGCACUGUGGUCUAAGUGGGUGCAACGGGCCCAGUGGGUUCUGUUUGGCAGUGUUAGGGUUAUAUAGGUUAGCUGAUGCCAGGUUCCCCAUCUAAGUUUUCCCAUUUCUGUGGAUGGCCAUCUGUCAUGGAUGGUUUAGCUGAGGUUCCUGCAUUGCAGGGGGUUGGACUAGAUGACCCUUGGGUCCCUUCCAGCUCUAAGAUUCUAUGAUGUAUAAAGGAAGGAAGACAUGAAUAAGUCAAGUGGAAAUGGCAACCCUGAUAUAGAUAGAUAGCUGUUGAUAAAUCAGUAUUUAGUUUUAAAUAUUUAUUCUAAGUUGAGAAUUCUCCUUGGCCCAUACCAUUAUGAAAACUAACUAGGUUGGGGGUACCAGGGUUUUCCUGUUCUAGUCCAAGUGCAUGAUGAAAAGUUUCCCCUUCUGCAAGCACAAACUUCUGGGCAUGUGGCAUGACUCCGUUGCCUGCAUUGCUCAUAAAAUCGUAGAAUUGUAGAGUUGGAAGGGACCCAAGGGUCAUCUAGUCCAGGCUUCCUCAACCUCAGCCAUCCAGAUGUUUUUUGCCUACAACUCCCAUGAUCCCUAGCUUGCAGGACCAGUGGUCAGGGAUGCUGGGAAUUGUAGUCUCAAAACAUCAGGAGGGCCGAGGUUGAGGAAGCCUGAGUCCAACGCCCUGCAAUGCAGAAAUCUCAACACAUGGUCUCUCAUCCAAUUUUAAACCAUACCAGGCCCUGCUUAGCUUUGCAAAUGUGCCAGCAGUUUUAUUGCUGCACCUCUUACAAAGGUUAGGACUCUUAUAAGGCUACCCAGUGGUCUUCAUGGGGGAAAGUGCAUGAAGCAUAUGCCAAAAUCAACCCUAAGUGGCCUGCAUUUGCACAGUUUGUCCAAUUGCCAGUGCAGAUGACUAAUUGAAAGGUACAAGUUUGAGGUGUCUGGUGGAUACGUUGACAGGUUCAACUUAAGUGGGGAGGAGGAGAAACCAGGUUUGAAUUCUUCAGACAUGAAUGCAACAGUUCUGGUGCUAGGAAUGGUAACCAGACAUCUUUAAUUUACCUUGCUGCCAUGGUAGGUGUCCCUUGUGGGAUAUGGAUUGGAAUUUGCUUUUGUGUUCAUCAGUAGUGCUGGAAGCAAAAGGUAUUUUUCUCCCAGUCUCCUAAGAUUUUUUCCCAUUCCCCAUCACUUGAUGGGUGAAAGCCAACCCAUUAUAGGAUUAUCACCAGCAACUUGACUCUCGUUGUUGGGUACUUGCCUAAGAUGAUAAGAAGAGUGAACCAUUAUAACUCAGCACAGGGAUGAUUGUUUAUAUCAGUUUCACACAUUCAGGUAGUAGAUGACUACAGUUGUCACUCAAAACUAGUGGCUCACGCCCCUUUUGCAAUAGUGAGAGGCUUAUUCCAUUUGGAUGGAAUAAAAAUAUAUGAAAGCUCCCCCCGCCCUUGUGUAAAAUUACCGUAUUUUUCGCUCUAUAAGACGCACCAGACCACAAAACGCACCUAGGUUUUGGAGGAGAAAAAGAAGAAAAAAAUAUUCUGAAUCUCAGAAGCCAGAACAGCAAGAGGGAUCACUGCGCAGUGAAAGCAGCAAUCCCUCUUGCUGUUCUGGUUUCCGUGAUAGCUGCGCAGCCUGCAUUUGCUCCAUAAGACGCAAACACAUUUCCCCUUACUUUUUAGGAGGGAAAAAGUGAGUCUUAUAGAGCAAAAAAUACGGUAAUUGGAAGGUAGUUUCCACGGCACAUCUAGAUACGGGUAGAUAUCCUUAACUGUAUUACCUGCUUCUGUCUUCCUGUUAUCUUCCUUUCUCUCCCAGCCCCCUUUUUCACUGCUAAAAAAAAUGGGGAGGAGAUACUCUUAGAUGGAAAUGGUUUUAUCUUUGAACAGUAUGUUUUUAAUUCUAAGGGCAUAGGUUGGGGUGGAGAAUCUGCUAGUAACAACCAUGAUACUUGGCUAGAAAAUAUAUUUUCUAGAUUCUUUAGACUGCUAAAGCGUCUAACUGUGCAACAUACCCGCUGCUUUCUUUGAUUUCAGAGGCAUGCUAAUAAUAAUAAUAAUAAUAAUAAUAAUAAUAUGGUGAUAGUUUAUGGAAUUUCUAUUUCCAAGGGGUUAUAUACCCGGUUUUUGCCCAAUUAAAUUAUUAGCAUGGGGCUCUUGCAAAGUAGAACGAGCAAUUUGUGCAAAGUUGAGCUGAAAAACAGAAAGUGAAUGGAAUGCCACAGUUCUCCAUGGUCCUUUAAGGUGGGAGUUGCUUUGGCAAAUGGGACACAUUUUUUUAAACAAAACCUUGCUGGAUUGGACCAAAGCUCUGUUUCUGGCAGUGGCUGCCUGGAGGACGCUUCUGAGAGCCUUGCAACUUCUGAAGGCAACAAUUCUCUCACUGUUCUCUAUCCCCAGCAUCUGAUAUUCAGAGGAAUAUUAUAGGCUUGUAAGUAGUUAUUUGUGUGCUUGCAAAUGGCUAAAAAUUAUUGUCUCUGUUUUGUAGAUGGCUUGAUUUCAAAUGUUCAUGGUGCUUCUCAUAGAUCACAAUGUUAUAAUUACCAUAUGGGGUGGGGGACAGCGAGGCUUGUGGAAUUCUGACUUGCCUAAAAUCAACUAGUUGCCUUGUGGCUAAGGGGGGGGGGGGGGUUGAACUAGGGACUUUGGCACACAACUCAAUUUUUUGUCUGCUGUGCAGAAAUAGUACCACCAAAUCCUCCAGGGCAGCCCUUAAUCAUUCUUCAUUCUUUUAAAAGUGCAAUGUUACCCAAUCUAGAUUGGCUCAGUGUUGUUCCAUUUCCCAGUAUUUAACAAGUCCGUUGCUAUCCCUUUGCUACACUUGAUUUCUAUGCCUUGUAGAUUGCAAAAGCCCAGUUCCAGUUUUGCUUCAAUGGAUGUUGAUGCUAGUGCUUCUGUUUAAAAUUAUAGUAGGUUAGUAGGUUUCUAAGAGGCGUCAUGAUUUCUUGGUUCUGUUUCAUCUAGCAAUAGAUAUUAAAAUGUAGUAUUAAAAUAAACAUUUUGGCAUUCACAUAAUAAUGAUAUUGGUUUUAUUUAGAAACACUGAUGAAAGCUUUGGAGGAAGAAACUGUUUGCUUGUGGGCUCUUGGUUUAAUUUUACUACUGCAGAUGAUGUCAUAAUGAUGUGAGACCAACAAUGUUUGUUUUCACUCUGGUCGCAGCAGGAUGUUCUCUUCGAUAUUUAGCUGCUUCUUGGUGCUAGGCGCAGAGUUAUCAGUUACCCAUAUUACACAAAACCUGAUGAAGCUCUUUCAGGAUGACUUCAGGAACCUGCUAGCUAAGUCAGAGGUCAGGAUGUCACAUAAUGAGGCAAAGCACAGAAUGGGUUUAGGCAGAAUGACUGAUUUUGCCAUGAAGCUGCAUUGCUCUGAAAACCUUUCUUUGACCAAUGGUGCUGUCCAAGCAGGACUUUGGGGUCCAAGGCCCUAUUUAGCGACAUGACCUGAAGGGCUGCCAAAUGCAGUAGGGUGGGCUUAACCACAUUGUUAAGUAAGUGAAGUAAUAAUAAUUACCGGGGAGGGGGGUUAAACUGUUACAUACAGAGUCUAAGAUUACUUAUUGCACCACUGUCUUUCCCCUUUUGGAAGUUUCCGUUUUACCAGAUAUAUUUUAAAAAGGAAACAAAGCUCUGGUUGAGAAUUACACUGUCAUUUGGGGAAGGGGCAUGGGCAUGAAUUGUCCACAUCCAAGAUGACACAUUCCUUGCCUCUUGUCAUUUCCUGUGUUCUUGGAGCAAGUUGGCUAAAUCCAGAAACAGGGGAGGUGAAGUUUUUGUCAGACUAAAGCUGUCUGUCAAAAUAACUUGGGGCCAACUAGAUCACACUUGUUUUUCCUUAAGUAAUUAAAGGACCAGGGGAAUCCAGUUCUCACUCUGAAAGCAGCACUUGAGAAGGAGAGAGUUAUCCCAUACCAUUGCUAUAUAGCUCCGUUGGUUAGAGCAUGGUGCUGAUAUCACCAAGGUUGCAGGUUUGAUCCCUGCAUGGGACAGCUGCAUAUUCCUGCAUUACAGGGGGUUGGACUAGAUGAUCCUCAGGGUCCUUUCCAACUCUAUAAUUCUGUUAUCCUAUCUUGUAAUUCCCUGCUGAUAGCAGAAUGGAGAUUGCUCUCCUCACAUACAGGGCUAGGAAAAUUAGGAAAAACUGGUACCAAUGGGGAUCCCCCCCCAAACCCCCUCCAAACUGUGUGGCUAAUCUCCAUGUUGUCUGCUUACUGGGUCCUGGGGUGGGCAGUGGUUUUGACCCAUCACAACAGGCCCUGAUCCUGGGGAAGCAGUGCUGGGCUAGGUGGCCAGCCUUUGGGAAAUUCCCAGGCUGGUCGCUUGGGGAUAGAGAGAGAAUUGUUCUCUACAGUGAGCAUGGCCUUUGCAAAGAUAUCUGGGUCCCUUGUCCCUGUAGUCAAGGAAAAACAAUAUACAAAGCUCCCUGCUACUUAUUAAGCGCAGGUGUAGUUUGGACCUCAGUCACCACCCUCUGGGUUUCUGUCAGUGACUUUCUGUUGGCCAUCUGCCAGGCUGCCCUGGAGCUAGAUUGUAUGUCUGAAUUGUGGGUAGUAUCCAGGUGCUUCAAGUGCUAGGGUGGUCCUUGGUUCAGUUCCAAGGCUGGCAGCUGCUAUUUUAAAAAUAUAACCAAGCAGUUAUAGGGUUCUUUAAAUUUCAGGAAAAGGUCAUUCAGAGUUGACUGACUUGGUGAUGCACCAGCAGCAAGAGAGGAGCAGCAGCAGGGACAACUGCAGAGCAGGUAGAACCUUUGCCAUCUUCCUGCUCUGCUUUCACUGCUGCCGCCCCAGAAGCGAGAAGAGAGAUGCUAAAGAAACCUCCCCACCUACCUCUACUUUAAAGCAGCUGGCCUUGAUGCCAGACUUCUUGAUGGGUGGGAGAAAACAAAAAAGUCACUGGGUUAAUGUGGAUGGUUUUUGGGUGAGGGAGGGGGGUGUCAGUGUUGAGCUUUUAUUUUUGUCUGUUAGUGGAUGGGAGUAUUGUUUUGUUUAUUGUCUGUGUACUGCUAAUGUUUUUUGUCAUUGUUAUGGGGUGCUGGUGGGUUUUUUAUUUCCUCAAUAUAUCGUAUGGCAUAUUCAUAGAACGGUAGAAUUGGAAGUGACCACGGGGGUCAUCUAGUCCAACCCCCUGCAAUGUAGGAACCUUUUGCUCAAUGUGGGGCUCGAAUCCACAACCCUGACCUGAGAUGAAGAGUCUCAUGCUCUUCCGACUGAGCUAUUCCUCACCAGAUGUAUUAAUGUGUCAUAUAUGCCUCCCACUCCUUUUCAAGGUAUAGUGUAAGUCAUUUGAAGAGCCAUUGGGACACAAGCAACUAAUAAAUAAAAAAUGUUGAGAUGAAUUAAGCAAAAGCUUACCUCAACUAGAAAAAAUAAGGUCUCUAUCACACACACACGCGCGCGCGCGCGCGCACACACACACACACACACACACACACACAGCACUAAAAUUCAGGGGUUCUGGGUGAACAAAUAAUCAAUGUGAUUUAAUGACAAAACCUUUGUUUCUCUUUGUUGUUUUUUAAAAAUAAGAAUACUUAAAGUAUUAAUAGUUUAUAAGAAAGAAUACUUAAAAUACUAACGAUAAAGAAUCUAACACCCUAUCCCUACACCUUUUGGGACCCUAGGCAAGUCCCAAAAGCUCAGGAUAAAAGCACAGGAUGUGCCCCUUUCCCUUAUGUCAACUCAAUAGAAUUACUUGGAAGUGACCUUUGAUAACAGUCUACCCUGAGGUCUGCUGAUGCUCUCUAACUUGCUUGCUGUUGGGUCCCCAGGGGGUGGUGGAAAUGGAAAGUGGCUCUUCAGUGACUCACUCAGCCACUUACCUCAGCCUGUGAGCUUACACCUCCUCCAGGAUCAGAGGUACUGUGUAGACCAGGCACCCCAAAACUCGGCCCUCCAGCUGUUUAGGGACUACAACUCCCAUCAUCCCUAGCUAACAGGGCCAGUGGUCAGGGAUGAUGGGAAUUGUAGUCCCAAAACAACUGGAGGACCGAGUUUGGGGAUGCCUGGUGUAGACAAAGUGCUGGAAGUGGAAGAGGGCUGCUGCCCUCACGCCCUGCUUGUGGGCUUCUCAUAGAUAGGCAUCCAAUUAGCUACCAUAAGGAACAGGAUACGGGACUUUGGCCUGAUAUACCCGGGCUUUUCUUACGUCCUUAGGAUAUUGUAUGAUUUAUUUUGUUGAUGGAGAAGAUUACCGAUCAAGUCAAAGUUGGCAGGAGCCAAGCCAGUCUGGCAUAUUGGCUUGGUUGCUUUCCCCGUCCCCCUUAAGUAUACAGAAACUUCAGCAUGAUUUUAUCUUAGGGUCUAGUAAAUAUGCUUCUGUUUAUGUACAUUCUAAAUGGUUUGGCUUUAGUUCAAGCAAAUAUGUUCUGAAUGUUUUACUUCAUAUGAGUUGAUAUCGAAAUGAGGGAUGAGAGCAGGCUUCUCAAUUCCUCCCUGUUUACAUUACUAUUUAUUUUGGAGGAUUUUAUUUUAUUUUUGUAAAUGGUAUUAUCUGCACAUGCCUGGAACGUGGUGGUGGGGGUCCUCAGUUGGUGGCAUUUCUGUCCAUUUUCUUAUUUUAUGAAUAAAGUAAAAACAAAUAGUUUGAAAAGAGAGAGAAGAGCUUUGCUGCUUUGCACCCUUUGGUGCAUAAUAUUUCUCGGUCAAAAGUUCCACAGUACACUUGAUUGAAGCUUUAACCCUUUGACUUUGCUUUUUUAUUGCAUGUUACUUUGGCUUUAAUAAAGUAGCUCUCAAAAACUACGCACACCCUUUGGCCCCAUUUAAAGCAGUUAAUCUCACUUCCCAGGGAAUUUAGCAGUUAAUCUCACUUCCCAGGGAAUUCUGGGAAUUGUAGCUCUUUGAGGGGACUAGUCUUUUAACAACUCUCAGCACCCUUAACAGAUUACAGUUCUACGGAUCCUUUGCGGAUAGUCAUGACUGUUUAAAGUGAUGUUAUACUGCUUUAAAUGUAUACUGCAGAUGGGGCCUUUCUACACUUGCUGCAUUCUUCACACUGCACCUGAAAAACCCUCUUUAUGCAUAUUUGCCCUCCUGGAUAAUAAUGCAAGAAUUAAAAAAGGAGAAAUUGCUUAUUAUCCCACUGGGGUUACAGUUACUAUUUGUGAACGUCCUGAACCUUGGCUGUUAUAGGAUUUCUUAGUAACAAAGGCUUUCAAAAUUGUUCACCUCACCUCAACUACUCUUUCCUCUGCUUGUCUCUCACCUCCCAGUUUGAGCACACUGUUCAGACAUUAUCGCACCAUCCAGUUUAGCAUGUGAAAUUUGAAGCUUUAAUGAUUUCUGCUUGCUUUUGUACAUAACAUGGGAGACUUGCCAGGCAAAUAUCGAAAUGAGACCGAAAAUCCCGAACACAUUGUGCAAGCAAAGUGUACCAUAAAAAAUUAUUAUUGAAUAAGUUUCCAUAAAUGCUGAAAUCCCAAUUAUUUUAAUAACCUGAGUUCAGUACCCUGGUAUGACCCAAAUGCACGAAGCAAAGAAGAGUAGAAAAACUUCUUUGUGCAUUUACUAUCUUUUAAAAAAAAUGAAGAAAAGAAAAAAGAUGAUAAAUUGAGGGUUCUCCCUGUUUCUGAAGUAAUGUCCCUAUGUCUUCAGAAAUGGGUACUUUUUUCUACUUGAGCUUGCAUGAAGGACUGCUAUUUAUUUCUAGUUUUCCCGCUGUACCUAUUUAACAGCAGAAUGCCAAGCAAGAAUUCAACAGAUGCCAUUUCCUUUACACUUUAGCUUCAGGGUUCCAUUUCCAUACGACUUUGUCAAAAAACCUUUGAACAUCUGCUGCGGAAUGCUAGUGUGUUGCAGAGGAUUGGGGGGUGUUAUAAGGUUGCAUACAUAGUUAAUGCGGGACCCGCUCUUCUGGGCCUCCCUGUUGAUUUACAUGAACUGAAUAUGCAACCUAGAACACAUCUCAUAUUCACUUGUAAACAGGAAGGUCACUAGUGAUGGGCAAUCUUAUUCAUUGUUAUUGAUCUUCCCACUGAAGGAACCCAGCUAAGUAUGGAUGGAACCCCAGUGUUUCCUAGAACACGGUUUGAACACUGCAUUAUAGUAUUGUGGUGCUUCAGCUAUUGACUCGUUGUCAUAGAGGUCUUCAAGGUGCAGUGGCCUUCCAGGAAAAUAAUGUGGUAAUGGAAGGGGGUUGCACCAUCCAAAUCCAAAAUUGUCUCCAGCUGUAAUUUGUAGUGUUUUAGUCACACUUGAUGAAUUGCACAUAAUUUAUAACCUUUCUUUAGUCCAAGGGCUGCAAAUCCUAUCCAUUAAUGGGCACUAGUGGUGACAACAGGCCUACUUUUCAUUGUUUAGGUCAGGGAUAGGGAACCUGUGGCAUUUCAGAUGUGCCUGGAUUACAAUCUUCAUUCCCCAGGGUAAGAGUGCCUCUCUCACCAGCUAGCCUUACCGGGUCUAUGAUCCACCCUGGGUGAGGGGCCACCCCACUCUCCCCAGACCAGCCCUGCUUCAUGAGUGGAAUGGUCAAGUUUAAUGAGAGCUCUGAGCAAACUCCUUUUUUUUGUGUAACUGUUCCCCGCCCCCUUUUCUUUUCCCUCUCCUACUUUCUUCUCCUUUCUGCUCUUUCUCUUGCCAUCCCCACUCUUCCUUUUAUCCCACCCGCUCUCUCUAACCAGGUGGGGGCAGGGAGAAAUUUCCUGAGCAGCUUUGUGGCACGGUUAUUCCUGAUGAUUGACUAUGCUGGCUGGCUGGGAGUCUCACAAAAUCCGGAGGGCACCCGGGUUGCCUAUCCCUGAUUUAGAUUAAUAUCAUGGGGUGGAAUAAGAUAAUGACAAGUACCCAGAUUGGGACAGGGUUUCUUGAUUCACUGUUCCCCUUCUUGAAGAUUUAAAUCUUCUUGAAGAUUUAAACCAAGGAGAAGGGGGCCUGUGGUAUAUGGAGAGAAGGGUUUUGCCAAUUUUGCAGAGUGGUUAAAAAUGGCAGAUCUGAUCCAAACUGGAAAAUAUUCAUCAGACUUAAGAAAUAAUAAAAUACAGCAUUUUUGACCCAACAAACAAAUGAUAAGGCUGGAUUCUCACAGUCAGGCAGCAACUAUCUGCAUCCUCCCUGUGGUUGUAGUUUGUGUCCUCUCAGCACCAGCUGUUAGGGUUUCCCAAGUCAGCAUUGUCAUUAGACACCUCUGAAUAAUCCAGCUGCACUCAGCAAGGGCCAUAACAAACACCAGGAUGGUGAAGCCAAGAAGCAUCCAAACACAGCAUGAGUCUCUCCACUCAGGGAACGUUCCUGCAAAGUUCUUUGGGUGGUCAGCUGUUUCGAUUGUUGUUGUUCCCAGUAAAUAGGAUUGGGUGGGGAAGGAUGGAGGAUUCUGGGAAACUGUGUGCACAGCCAGAUGCAGAAGGGGUGUGUGUGUAAAAAUCUGGGUAAAGGAAAGCUGGGAACAAAACUGGGUUUUCCCAAAGAUAAAAUAAAUAUUGCCCCACACAUCUAUGAUACCAGUAACUAAAUCAAAACUUGGAUAAAACUCAAGAAUUGGAAUUUAGUAAAUUUCGAUGGUAAAAUUAACACCGGAGGGUGUUGCGUGGGGUGUCAAUGGUAUUCAAAUAAGAGUUUGUGGGGGGUUUUUCUAAAUAGGUUCUAAGUGUGUCCAUUUUCAAAGAUUUGAUUUUUUUUGGUCAAAGUUUGGAGGAAAUCCUGUUCUGAUCCCUCAAAUGAUACCUGAAUUUCACCUCUGUUCUGAGUACAUGAAAUUUGUUUGGUUCUCAGCUUGAUUUCAAAUUUGAAAUGGUUUCUUCAUUCAUAUUGCUGUGUGGACAAGGAUGGCAUGUGGAUUCUUUGGUUCAGCUCACACUGUCUUCCUUUCACAUUUGCUACAGGGAAAGUUGCUUCUCUCCCAUCAGUCCAGAGACAUGUCCGCUGGUGCAGUCCUUCAUUUGUCCCAGCAGAACAUUCCUUAUGGAUGGACAUGUGCAGCUGAAGACUGGCCUGCAGACCCAGGAACGACACCUUUUCCUCUUUACAGAUAUUCUUGUGGUCGCCAAACCCAAGUAGGUCCAGUACUGAAGAAAGGACUCUUUGAGAUUCCUGAUAAUUUUCUUUACAAACUACUGUUCUGGGGUUUGAAGCUCAGAAUAUUCCUGUAGUUACCUUGUUAUUACUAUUUAUUUAGCCAGAUUUAUUACACCUAAUAUAUGGGGAUAGCUACAGCCACUGUUGACUUGGAAGUAAGAAGUGUGUCCAGUUCUAUUAAUAAGAAUGUACUUUUUGCACAUGGCACUUAAAAGGAGCCCUUUUAUUUAACUUGCUUAACAUGUCACUUUUGAGCAUUGUUAUUUAAAGCUUUCACAAACAAAUCCACGUGUAACAGAGGAACAACCUGAUCAUUUUUUGUUGCAGUAGGGCCCUGUACAGUUUUUAGUUACUGCAAAUGCAAAUGUCAUCUAAUAAUUAUUUUAAAAAUGUGAGAACAACCCUGCUUUGAUGAGAACUCUGAUCCCUAAUUUAAGCAUGCAUUUUUAGCACCUUGGAAACCCAAUCACUCUGCGACUAAUGAAGGCAUAACUGUAGUUCAGGAGUCAGUUGCAGCAUUGCAUUCCAUAUCACCUCCCAUCUUCUUGUAAGACCUUAGCCACAACUAUAGCUGUUUCCAGGGAAGAAGUUUAUUGCUUGGGCAGUUGCACUGGUGGCAAGUGCAUGAAUGCAGCCCAUGCAAGCCCAUUCAUGGUGGGCCUGGGGGUUUGCUAUUUUAUGAUUUCAUUGUAUUUAUUAAUUGUGCAUUUGUAUCUGUACUUAACGGUAGUUUUGUUGUAUUAAUCUGUUCACUGCUUUGGAGGCAAAAAAAGUGGUAUAUAAAUAAGCCAAUGAUGUUCCUACCAACUAUACCAAACUUUCCCAACCUGGUGCCCUCCAUAUGUUUUUCACUUCCACCAUGGACGAUGGGAGUACACCAAAUUGGAGAAGGCAGUACAACACUUACUAUACGACAUCAGGCUUUUUCCUUCUUAGCUUCUUCCUCACAUAUAAUCACAUGUGAAAGAACCCCCAAGGAUUGCCUGAAACCACAAGCACUACAGGAGGCUGGAAUGCUAGAGCUCCAGCUUGUAAAUUUGAUUUAAUUUGUGUAUGGCUGAGUGAAUAAUCCAAGCUCAGUGUCAAGCCUGACUGCACACAGACGGCUUACCCAGACUCCUCGGUGCUCUCACCUUCUGUUUCGGAGCAUCUUCCAAACAGGUCUUGCUAAUGCAAGAUCAUUAAAGCAAAAGGGUGUACUCGUGAUAACAAAGCAGAGAGUGGUAUUGAAUGAAGUUUUAUUCAGAGCAGACCCAUUCAAAUGAAUGAACAUGACUAAGUUACAUCCAUUACUUUUAGUGGGUCUGCUCUAGUAAAGUUUAUAUGAAUACUACUCACUUAAAUAAGUCUAUUUAUGAGAUAGUUAUCAAUAGGAUCUCCCUUUGUUUUUAAACCACUCAUUAUUAAGAACCAGAUAGAUUUCCUUACCUGAACUCACAGCCGCUUGAACUUGUCGCAAAUGAACUCUGAACCCCAAAGCCAAAUUAAAGCAGGAUUUUAUUAGAAAUAAGAAGGAGGAGACAAGAAGGGAAAAUAGGUUGGUACUUUAAGAAAAGAAACAUCAAAUACCAAACACCAAACUUUUCUGUCUAUUAGAUGCCCCCAUGUAUUAGACGCCCCCUAUUUUGGGGGGCUCACAUUUAAGAAAAUAAGCAAUGGGGGGGGGGAUAUGCCGAACCAAAUGUCACUCACCUAACUGGCAUACACUAACAAACGCAAGCAGUGCAAGCCAAAUUGCCGCAGCCGCAGCCAAUCCAAAGCAGCCCUUGACGCAUCCGCUAAUAACCCACCCAUUUGACGAAGCAGCAGCCAAUCCAAAGCAGCCCUUGAUGCAUCCACAAAUAAUCCACCUGAUUGACAAAGCAGCAGCCAAUAGAAAAGCAGCCCUUGCAGCAGACACCAUUCACCCACCCAAUCGCUAGAUCCUGCUUACGGAGGCAACUACCCAUGUAUAAGACGACCCCCCCCCCAUUUUUUUACUUUAUUUUGGAGUAAAAAACCCUCGUCUAAUACACGAAAAAGUAAGGUAACUAGUUAAUCUAUGGAAAACAUUGCAUGUAGCCCUGUUACAGUCACAGAUAGGUUCAUCCAAUGCAUCCUUGAUGGUCAAACGUGGGGAUAAAGGAAUAUGGACAUCAUAUCCUGUAUUUUUCAUGUUCACAUCCAAGUGGCUUUGAUUGACAGACUGCCUGGCACAACUAAUGUGCUGAAGCACUCUUAACGUUUUUGAAAGCCAAGAAGUGAAGAGAGCAAGGUGUUAAUUAAAAAGGCGAUUGCCAGGUCUGUUGCUGAUACACAGGAUAUAUAAUCAAAGGCUGGUUCAGAUUGUGUACUCAGUAGUGACAGGAGUUAAAUGACUCGGUUCUUGGGAGGAAUGGUGACUUACAUGCCUCAAAGAAAGAAAUUCUGACGGGGGAAAUCUGCAUCUCCAUGACAAAGUAUCAGAAUACCAGACUUCCAUAUUGCUUCUGUGCAAAUUUUAAUUAAUUUCAGGCGGAACAGUUCUAUAUAUGUUUACUCAUAAAUGCAGGAUUGCUUCCUCUUGUUUCUUUUGCUAUCUUGUUUUCACAUUCUAAUCCACUACAUUAGAUCUUAGUAUUUUUAUGUUAUAAUCCAUACCUCUGAGUCUGUGUGUCAGCCUUCUCCUUGCAAACUGCUGUGUUAAAGCACACAAGAGGGAUACAUUAAGAUAAAUAAUGUGUUUGGGGAAUUUUUCAUCUAGAAGUUCAGAGGUUCCUCACCUGUAUGUAGUGCAUAAGGAAAUGGCAAUUGCUUUUCCCUGCUUACAGGAAACUUGAGGGCCUUUGUGAUGUUGGCAGCUAUAACUUCACCCUCGGUCCUGGCCAUUUGCAUAUCUGGCAAAGAUAUGGGAGGAAAAGAUCAAGAAUGAGUGUAGACUUAAUCCCACUUCAGAAAUAACACCUCAUGGAUUCCAUCAAUACACAAAUUAGCCCCUCUUUCUGGCAUCUGAACAUGCAGCCUGAACAUCUGUAGCAGAGAAGCUGUAUGUGUGAAAAAUUCACAUGAUCUGGGAGAGGCUUUGGAGGGACGAUAUAAAAUUUGCGGCAUGCUAUGAUUUAAAAGAGAACUGCAUGAAAAUGCUCUAUAGGUGGUAUUUAACACCUGUCAAACUGGCCAAAAUGUUCAGAUCUAGGGGAAACACCUGUUGGAAAUGCAGGGAGGUGGAAGGCACAUUGAUCCACAUGGGGUGGAACUGUAAAAAGAUCAGAGAAUUUUGGGAGAUGAUCUAUAAUGAACUUUUUAAAAUGUUUAAAUGCUCUUUUCCAAAGAAGCCUGAAGCCUUCCAGCUAGGAAUAAUGAGUAAUGAAAUCUCAAAGAAAUUCAGGAGAAUUUUCAUGUAUGCUACAGUAGCAGCCAAAAUUUUAAUCGCAAAAGGUUGGAAAGGAGAAGCUAUCCCAUCCAAAUUAGACUGGCAAAACAAAUUGUGAGAAUAUGCAGAACUAGCUAGAUUAUCAGCAAGGUUCCAAGAUGUUACCGAUGAGAAAUUCAGUAGAAAGUGGGAUGUAUACAGAGUUUAUUUAAAAGAACAUUGCAAAAAUGUAAAUCCGUUGGCAGGUCUGGAUUGACUUUCUGCGUGUAAUAGGAGAAUCUUAUAAAAUUAAUGUAAUUGAAACAACCUAGAAGAGACAAAAGUUUAGUGUGCAGAUAAAGAAUGUAAUCUGGGAACCACAAUGGGGGGACCGGAGGUCAUGUUGAAUCCAACUACAAACUGUUACAACAAGCACCAACUAUAGAAUGAAUGAAUGUUUGUUUAUUUUUAUUUUUAUUUUCAUUUUCUGUUGAUUACUUAGGUUACACGGUUUUUAAAACCAAUAAAACAUAUUAUUUUUUAAAAAUCACAUGAUCAGGAGCCAUUUCACCGUUCAUUAUCACAUGGCACCCUUGUGUGUUCAUCUGUAAAGUAUUUUUUUUGCUACAGGUUUACUGUAUGUACAGGUGCCAGAGGGUAGGGUCAGUCAGUAAUACCCCCUCUCAGACUGGUCAAACAUAUGGGUGUAAUUUCUGAAGAGGGCUAUAGAAAUGGGAGCAUCCACCAGAACAGUUACUGUCUAGAACACAGCUGAUUUGACUGUGCUGAGGAAGCAAGAACAUACGUUUUGGUGAAUUGGGGCAUUUCACAGACACGGUCACCACAAAGAUGGGGCUAUAACUGAAUAGAACUGAAAGGAUAUGGCAGGGGGAACUGAGGUAAUGAUACACGUGAGGCGGUGGACAGAGGCAAUUAAAGAAACUCUUGGAAGCACUAGUCUAAAUAUGCUAUUUCCAUAGGAAUUAGAGUAAUGUUCAUUUGAAUCAUGCUCAUUAAAAGUAAAUUACCAAUUGAGCAUGGGACAGAUCUGGGUUACAAGCAAGAUUUUAUAGUAUCAGAAAUUGGGAGCAGCUCUUGUUGCUUUAGCCCAUAGUUCUAGGUGUGUAAUGUGGUAUCUGGCACCUGGGAGGAAUUUACUCAACUUGCAAUUUGCAUCAUGGAACUUUGUCUACAAGCUGAUCUCAUGACUACAACAUCCUACUUGAUUUUUAUACUUAUUCUUUAUUUUUCCUUCCUGUGUAGCAUCUUGCCUGAUUAAGAGUUCUCAAAUCUUCCCCCAAUUUUGUGACAAUCUGCUUGUUCUUAAUAAGGGCAUUUCCCAACAGCAGAUUUGGAAGGAGAUUUUAAACAGAGCAACAUAGCUACUUUUUGCUUUCCCCGUCACAUUGUGAUUGGUUACAAAAAAAAGAGGGGUAGGAAGUUUACUUAGUGUAUUUGAAAUGUCGGUUCUUAUUCAGAUUUUAUUUGAGGCUGGCUCCUAGGAGAUGGCCAUUAUUGUAAACCACCCCUGUACCGUUGUUGAUUCAGGCAAUUUGUGUUGAAGUGGUUUCAACAAAGAACUGAGCUGCUUUUAAUUGUUUAAUUAGACAAUUAAUUGUCAGCUUGGCGUUCUGUGUUCAAGAGAGCUUUAUAGCUGCCAACUUUUGGGCUAUUGCUUCUGUGGCUUUAAUGGCUGCUCAGUAUGUGGAAAUUUAACAGAUAAAAUGAAGCGUUUCCUGGCAUGGGGAUAAAGUGAUGAGGAAAAGCUGUGUAUCUCAGAUUUUCCUGGGAAGAUCCCUGCCAGGAAAAAAAGGUUAGCCAUAAGAAUAUAACAUUUCCCAGAAAUGAAAUAUCUGAAACUGAGAUAGCAGAAGGGAGGUUUGGUGUGGAUGUGACCAAAGUCUUGUGGCACCUUAUUUUAGUCCCAACAUUCAGUUUCAUUGGAUGCCCUGGGUUCCCAUACCAUGAGAGAAGAAGAUAAACUUUUGUUUAUCUAGUUUUUCCAAACCAUAUAUGUAUCUCCCACUUACUUACCUUUUAAAAAAACCAAAAUAUCUCCCAGUGUUGUAAUCAUAUCUCAUUGGGAGAAAUACUCUAUACUCCUGCUGAUUUACACUACCAUUUUCUGCAUCACAUUAACCCCUGAGAAUUUCAACAUUAAAUGCUGAACUAGGAGCAGGAGCUAUGAUAGGGAAUACAGAUGUUUGAUUCUCAGAAGGCGCUGUCUACCUAGAAUGCCUGGGAAAACAUCAGUGGAACUUGAGAGAAUUGUCUAACGGAACGGCUGUGAUCUUGCCCAACUCCUGUUCAUUUCGGUGAGGUUUUCAUUGGAGGCUUUUCCCAGUGAGUUGUGUCCAGAGCUAUGUUUACAUCUGUGGAUAUUUGAACUGGUGCCAGUUCCUCUGCGGCACAGCAUCCAGCCACAGCUGUUAACAGACGAGAUAUUAAAAGCUUUGGAAAAGUAAGAGCAUCAUAAAUGUAGGUCAGUCCUUUGAAAUCCACAAGGGUCAAGUGCUUUCACAUUGGAGAUCUAGAUUGCUGAAUGUGUCCUAUGUUGUUUGUACUGCAAAUUAGACUAAUACUGAAGAAGGAAUUCCACUUUGCCUAUCCCUCCCAGGCCUUGUUCUGCCCUUGCUUAGCCUUUGGGAAUCCUCUUGAAAUGAGACUGGGAAUGUGGAAUUAAGGCUCAUGUGUACCUUCCCCAUAACGAGAACAUGGAGAGAUACCACAUUUAUUUGAAUGUGAGAUCUUCCUUACCCUGUGAUAGAGAUCAGCUGCAGCACCUUAUAAUGAGAAUGGCUGGUAUGUGUGUGUAUGGUAUGGGGGGGGUUAAGGCAUGCUCUCAGUUUCUAAUGCAUCAGAUAACAAUAAGCCAAACACUUCCGGACAGAAGUGACUGUUAAAGAAGGCUAUUUGAACACCCACUGGAAGUUAGGUCUUCUCUGAAUUCCUAAUGCAAGGCUGAUAGGAACUCUCCCAUCAGCAUUUUGGUUGAUGGGGCCUGCAUAUAUAAAAGCAAAGAUGUCUAAAGUGGCUUGCAGUAUAAAAACACAAUAUAACCAACCAAAAGCAAGGCAAAUUAGAAAUAUCAAUACUAAUAUCAGUAGCAAAACCACACAAAGCAGUAAUAGUCAGCAAAAUUGUGAAUAUGCUCAAGUCAGGCGUCUCUUCCGUGUCUGGUAAGCCUGCUUGUCCCAUUGAUACACAUCUGACAAGAGUUGAGGGAAAGGCCAAGUACACGUGACCUUCCCCAUACUUACUAUGUCAGCCUUUUUAUGCUUCCACACCAGGCUUCACACACAACAGAGAGCCUGAGGUCAGCAAGUGUGUUCAUUUUCGUUUUUAUUUAUAUUAAUGAGCUGCUUUUGUACCGCAUGACUCGAAGUGGCUUGAAUACCAAAGUGACAUCAGAACAUUCUCUGACCUUUCUUGACAUGGCUUUGAGAUUACUCUUGUUUCCACUUGUAAGAGCAGAUAUAUACUCCUGGAUUCACUGUUUUUCUUGAAAUACAGCAUUUGGAAGCAGUCUUUGUUUCACUGCAGAACUCGGUCAGCUCCAACGAAGCCCAUUUUUGAAUUGGUGAUCAUCUGUUAGUUCACCCUUUUUGCCUCCAGGGCUGUGUCAGUUGCAACUCCUGUGUGUAGUUCCAACAGAGUCCAUUGUUUUUAUAGUUUUGCGCUGGCUGAAAUGUGCCUGUUUCAUAGUUAUUUCUAACCUUCAGUUGCCAGGGAUGUACUAUAACAGACUUCUUUUAAUUACAGGUCACACUUGCAUUUCAAACUGAAGAGCCAGGCGCGUCUCUGUGACAUGUGGACAGCUUCUUGCCUGGAAGAGGUCUGUGAAGGUAGCACUGACCUGGAGAAGUCUUUUGUUUUAGGAUGGCCCACCACCAACUGUGUUGCCAGCUUCAGGUAUGAGAGACUAUUUGCAUUGGUUGCCUCCUUUCUGCCUGCAUUCAUCCAACAGCGUUAAAGUUUAUGAAUGACCAAGAGCUGAAAAUACCCAGUACCCUUUUUUAUGAAUUACCUCAAUGAGAGACCCUUCAUAGUGCAAAUGAAGCUGGUGUUGAAUCAAGAUUCCUUCUGCAGCUUGGAAUGAGUGGAGCCCUCUGGGUCUUGCUUUUCAAAGUAACAGUUUUGUGGCAGUUCUUCAAAUGCACAUGAAAUAAUAAUUUACAUGCAUGCAAGUCAUACUUACUUUUCUCAUGGUUUUUGUGGUGCAUUUGUGGUAUAGACCUUCUGCCUUUACACAGUUUGACUGUCAUGGCUUCUUUCAAAAGAUUCUGGAAAUUGUCAUUUUGAUAAGACUGCUGAGAUUUUUGUUAGAGAUCUGUAGUCACCCACACAGAGCUUCAGUUUCCAGAGUUUCUGGGGAGAGGGAUGCUAUUGACGUCCUCCUGGUGGUCCCUGCAAUGAAUAUAGAGCAGAAAAGCGAAAUAGUUGAGCCAGUUGGUCAGUCCCCUCUGAUUCACUUUUAACAGCCAAGAAGGGCAAGAGAGAUGAGAAGACGUAAGAUAGGUUGGACCCCUUCUGGUACUAGUAUCAAUUACUGUCCAUGCCUGAAGGAAAUGAAUUUAUCCUUAUGGAAUGGACUUCACCUCCAAAAUCUGCUCUGAAGGGUUGGAGAGCAGAUUUUAGGGUGUGCAGAGGUCUUCAGGGCAAACAUAGGAAGGUGAAGUCCCAUUUCGUGAGUGGGAGAUACAGCUGUGCAGUGUUGGACUCUAUCCAGUGAACUUCUGUCAUUCUAUUCUAGAAAUCCAUUGGCACUUCAUCAGUCAUAAUAAAACCUUUAUUUUUAACAACCCAAAAUGAAGUCUUAUUAUAUUGAGAUAAAUCCAAGCUUUUAUCAUACCCUUUGGUAUCUCUAAUUCUAGGUUAAGAUUAUAUUUUUGCUUUCAAUACAGUGGUACCUCGGGUUAAGUUCUUAAUUCAUUCCGGAGGUCCGUUCUUAACCUGAAACUGUUCUUAACCUGAAGCACCCCUUUAGCUAAUGGGGCCUCCUGCUGCUGCCACGCCGCCAGAGCAUGUUUUCUGUUCUCAUCCUGAAGCAAAGUUCUUAACCUGAAGCACUAUUUCUGGGUUAGCAGAGUCUGUAACCUGAAGCGUAUGUAACCUGAAGCGUAUGUAACCUGAGGUACCACUGUAUUGGAGAAGACUGGGGCAGGAGGAUCCCCUAAGAAGAUACUUGGAAUAUGAGUGACAGUAUAGGGCAGGCUUGUAUGGGGAAGGCUUCUUCUCUGAGAUAUUCUGUCCCGGGCCAAAACUACGUACCUUGAAUCAAGCCUGGAAACAGAUUGGCAGCCUGGCUUAUAAAUGGCAAUGUCUAUAUCAAGAGAGAAUAUAUAAGGUGGCACUCUUUUAUUUCUUGCCAAAUAAAUUUGACAGAAAAGUUUUGAUUGUCUAUGCUGCAGUCCACAACCCACUUAAUUGGAAUCUCACUGAUCUCCACUUUUACAAUUUUAGAGUAAGUAGGUUCUGGUUUAUGGUGAUAGCGUAGCUUUGAUUUUAUAUGUCAGUGGAAAAAACAUGUUUUAAUAGGUACUUUUUCUUGACUGUCUUUUGUUGAUUCUGAAAUAGUCUGACUUUAUAAAUAUGAUGGCCUCUGUUAAAAAGGGAAUUUUAGAUUUUAUGUAAGCCAAGCCAUUCACAAUGGGAGGUAAAGAGGGCAUUUGAAGAAUUUUACAAGAGUUGUUGUAAAGGAAAGUCCAAAUAUUUAUGAAGUGCAUGAUGUGAAAGCAAUUUAUACUUCCCUUAACAUCCUCUGAAUCCAUGGGAGGCUUUGAAACACUUUCUGAGAGAUGAAAAGAUACAAAGACACGAGGUACAUGAAUUGAUGGGUCGCUUGCUAAGGCCACAGCUAUUGGUGCCAUUUACCAGCUGGCCUCAUCCAACCAGUUUAGUUUCUCAGCUAGCUCUCAGCUUGGGCAUGGAGGGAAUAAUCUACUUCGAAAUUUUGAUUCUAAAGCUUUUAUUAAGUUGGGAAAUGUGGUACAUAGCUAUCAUUUAAAACUUGUUUUUCUUUGUUUCAGUUCCAUCGAGCAGAAAGAGAAGUGGCUUACUUUCCUACAAAGGUAUUUCUGUUUUGCCAUAAUAGCCCAUACAAAGUCUUGUCUGUCAUUCGGAACCUAGGACAGUUCCUUGUUGCCAUCUUGUUGAUAUGUAGUUUCAUUUUGUGCCUCCAGAAAUUGAAAAAGUUUUGUGAAAGUAGAUUAGAGAAACUGGCAUGUUGCUUAGAUAGCAAAAUUGGAUGGAGCUUUUCUUACUGAAUAGGAUUUAAUUUUGCAGACUCCAAAUCUACCAUUUGAAGGGAAUAAUCAAACUAUUUGUGUAGAAGAGGUCCUUCUCAUUUUAAAGGUGCAUUUUAGAGGCAAGCUGUUUCAGAAGAGCUCUUCGCAUUUAGAGCAUCAGCAUAACAUAUUUUUCCUUCUGUUAUUCUGUUGUUUCAAUCUCUGUUUUGUUAAACAACUCCAUUUCUGCUUGCUUUGACAGCCGUAUCAAGGAAGAGAAGGAAAAAGACUAUCCCAAGAGCAUUCCGUUGAAAAUCAUUGCAAAGGAUAUUGGAAGCUGUGCAUAUGUAAGUGUUCAUAAGCCGCGCUGAAUGAAGAGCGCGUCAGUGCUAUCGUUGUACCUGUUCCUUGGCAAACAGCUGUGAAAAUUCAAAUGCUGCUUGAUGUGUAAUGCUUAUUUCCGAGAACAAAAUUUAGGUGUUUGUUUACAAGACCAUUAACCAAUAUAGCACAGAGUCUUUGCAGACUAUGGUUUCACAUUACAUGAACAAGCCAUGGGUUUGAACACCAUACCCCCAUCUCAUCUACUAUGAUGGCAAGGAGGCAGUCAGGAGCAUCUGCUUUUAAACUAAUCAGAACUCCCUACUGUAUCCAAACGUGGGGGAGCUCUGCUUAGUUCAAACCAUGGUUUAUGACCUUGGCUUCUUCACAAACCAUGGUUUAUGACCACGGUCGAACAGCUCUUACUGCCAGAAAGUUCUUCCUGGUGUAUAGUUGGAAUCCCUUUUCUUGUAACUUGAAUCCAGUGGUUUGGGUCCUACCCUCUGAAGCAGGAGUAAACAAAUUUCCUCCAUCCCCCAUGUGACAGCCAGUUAGAUAUUUGAAGGUGGCUAUCAUGUCUCCUAUCCGUCUCCUCCUAUUUCCUAUGUUGGAGACUGUUCACCAAAGAGAAACCCAGCAUCCUGCCUGUUCUUGUUUCUACAAAUAUAUGUAGGAAACCUCUAGUAGGCAUCUCAGAAGCCCUUUGAGAUUUUCCCUAUGCUGUACUCGGUACUCAGAAAAUUCUAGUCUCCUGCAUGAAUUCUGCUGGGGAGCAUUGUCCUAAUGCUUCCUCGUUCCCCCAAAAUUUCCUUGUAUAUCUCAGAACUGAAUUCUAGCACUGGGAUUUUAUCCAGUCACAUUUUACCAGUGGUCCAUGACCUUCUUUUUCAUUUUUUAUCACUCCGGCUCAUUAUAAAAUUGGCUAUAAGGAAGUGAGGAUCAAAGCAAGUAUUUCUGAUUAUAUCAUCCAAACAAAGGGCAAUCAUGCUGGUUUAAGACAGUUUGAACAAAACUCAGCUGAGAUGUUUGGGGAACGGCAUCUGUCAGUUUUGUGUACGCACGAAAAUUGUGCAGUAGUUCAGAACCUUUACAACUGAGUCACUGGAGGCUCCCUUGGACUGGUCAUCCUUGAAGUACAACACAGUAGUGCCAGAAAUACCACUGAUAAGGCAGUAGAGUGGCAGAUGGAAGCUUCCUAAAAAUCUGAACACUUUCUAUGAAGCUCGCCUUCCCUUUUUUUGCAAGAGCAGCUGGAGAUCUUGGGGAAUUGUUUCAUUUUAUGCUAGAGUAAGGGCUAGUUAGGGAGGAGGCAUAUGCAGCACAAAUUAUUUUAUUAUAUUCUCUAGCCAAAGGCAAGCCUUAUGCAAAUGUGCUGACCUACUCCUGGGUGCCAGAUGUCAUUGCUUUGGGAAAAUGUUAUCUCCCCCCCCCCUUUGUUUAUGUUCUGAUCAUUCAGCUAUAUCCCCAGGCAAAAAUAGACUGUGUUUGUACUCCUUCGCUUAAGUCUUUUUGUCAGUUUAUUAUUUUUCAGUGGCUCAUGCAGAAGGCUGUUUUUGAUAUUUUGCAGAGAAAAAACUGGCGCAAGAUCCUGAAACCGAGAAGUCCUGUGGACUUUUUUUUUACUUUAUUUGUCUCACUCUCUGCUAGGGCAGAAGCUUUUGCAGUUAAUUAUGAAUUAAUUUUAGUGCAUUUCAAUGGAAGAGAAGCAUCAAAAGCAAUGUAGAAGAUAACAUUAUUCACAUAAUGUUUGCUGACUGAAAAAACAACAAUUGCAUCAAGCACUCCUAUUCACUUACAUGAUUUCUGUUAGUGACCUCAGACAAACAUGCAAGUUGUGAGAAUUUCUGCUCUGGUUUCAGUUUCUGAUGGAAUUCUUCUAUCUCCCUAAUCACAAGUGGGGUUUCCAUGCAGCCAUAAGAAUACUUUUGAUCUGCCCUUCCUCAAAAAGGUACAGUGGUGCCUCGCAAGACGAAAUUAAUCCGUUCCGCGAGAGUCUUCGUCUAGCGGUUUUUUCGUCUUGCGAAGCAAGCCCAUGGACGGAGUAGCGCUAUUAGCGCUAUUAGCGGUUUAGCGGCUAUUAAAGGCUUAAAGGGUUAGGGAUUAGCUGCUAAAAGGCUAUUAAAGGCUAUUAAAGGCUUAGCAGAUUAGAUAAAGGGGGGGGAAAGCGAAAAAAAAAAUCUCAAGACUCGCAAGGUAUUUUCGUCUUGCGAAGCAAGCCCAUAGGGGAAUUCGUCCUGUGAAGCAACUUCAAAACGGAAAACCCUUUCGUCUAGCGGUUUUUCCGUCUUGCGAGGCAUUCGUCUUGCGGGGCACCACUGUAUAUGGUAAAGUUAAAUGUUGCUUCAUCAGGUGUGCUUCCUGGGUGUAGAUAUUACAUCAAAGUUCCAGCUAACAUUUCCUCCUGCAAAAGUAUAAGCUUCAUGCUGUACUUAACUACUUUUAAAGUGCUGUGAUUUGGGUAAUAAUGUUCUCUUCAACCUCUUUUCUCCCCCAACAGUCAAAAACCUUAACCAUAAACAACACAGACACAGCAAGUGACAUAGUCCUCAUGGCCUUGCAGCAACUUGGAAUCAAUGUGAGUAUUCAUGAUGUCAUUUUAAAAAAUGUACUCUUUAACAAAUUGCAUUAUUGGCAGAUGUGUGCUUACGUUAUCCCAUAGGUAGUAGAAAGCUAAAGCACUCUCUAACUUGGGCCACCAGGAAAAAACAAUGGUGGGGGAAUGAACAUUAACAGGACUCAGAGGAAAUAUAUUUAUUUUUCUGAGUUUUAAUCCCCCCAUCUCUUUUCAGCAAAAAAGACAAUCCACCUCUUUGCCUUAAUGAAUUUGUGUGUAGAAGAAGGCUUGGCUCUUGUUUCUACUUAGCCACCCACUUCUAAAGCCUCAGUUGGCCCAAGAACUCAUGCAAUAUGUACAAAACCUACAGUGUGGGGCUCUGGACCAAGAUUGUAGCUGGAGUCUGGAUAAAGCAAUUUGUUCUGCCUGAAAUGAUUUGGGAUUCUUCCUCUUGCUUUAAUUUUGCUUAUUUGGUCAGGGUUACAAAUUGCCAAAGCUGUGCACCCUGCACUGUAGGAAUCCCUUCCAUUAGCUGUGGUCCUCUGUUUCAGAGCCAGGUGUAUAAAUAGCAGGACAAUUGCAUUGGACUUUGAGCACUGAUUCUGUGGGGAAAAGAAACUGCAUGGUCUGCAGGCCACUGAAGUGAACCCUGCAGUGGUAUUGAAGUAGCAUCCAUGGUGCUAGACGUGUAUUUUAAAGAAGACCAAGAGCCAUGGGGAUACUAUCAAAGACAUAACGUUUCUUUCCUUCACCUAUGUAAUACCUAGCAUAAAAUACCCCAUCUCCUAAUACCACUCUGCUGCAUAUUUCCAUACUCAUGGGAGCAGGAAACCACAAAGCGUAGUACCAGUUUCUGUGACUGCCCUGUAUAAUAGGAGCUGCCUUAACUGUGGAAUUGCAUUUCUUUAUUUUAGUGUUAUUUGGUUUUCUUCAAUAUAGAAUUACAAACAACAAAUUGCAAUACCUGUGUGAUUGUGUUUUUAAAGGGCUCUGAAAAAGAAUAUCAGCUUUGGGUGAAUUCUGGUAGAGAAGAUGCUCCAUAUCCCCUUAUUGGUAAGUUUCUGGGAAGUCUGUUUUUUAGUUCCUUUUCUAUCCUGUCCCCUCCUCAGGGCUUAUGAGCAUGUAGCAACAGCCAAAAGCAAGCAACACACACACAAAAGACCAAAAGGAAACCCAAUGUGAGAGCCAAUGUGGUGUAGUGGCUAAGAGCGGUAGAUUCGUAAUCUGGGGAACCGGGUUCGCUUCCCCGCUCCUCCACAUGCAGCUCCUGGGUGACCUUGGGCCAGUCAAACUUCUCUGAAGUCUCUCAGCCCCACUCACCUCACAGAGUGUUUGUUGUGGGGGAGGAAGGGAAAGGAGAAUGUUAGCCGCUUUGAGACUCCUGAAGGGGAGUGAAAGGCGGGAUAUCAAAUCCAAACGCUUCUUCUUCUUCUUCAAUCCUUACUUGCACACGUUUGGUUGUGGAGAGCCAGCGAUUUUUAUGGUGUUCUCCAUUUGGGAUUUAAAAUAUGAAAUAUAUGCAUCAGUCCAUUAAAGUUCCCUUGGGCGGGUGGCUAGUCCUUUUCAGUUGAAGAUGACAACCAACUUACAUGAGGCACAGGCCUACGGAUGGUAAUGCAGGUCUAGAUCCACUUCUUUGUUUCUGCAGACUAGGUAGGUAAAAAUGUCUAGGAUGGUGGUGUGUUUGCCAGUACAUCACUAAAGAUAAAUAAUUGAUCAAUGAAAUCCAAGCAUUCUCCCCCCCCUUGCAGUUAAGAGCUAUUGUAGUUACAGGCUCUUAAUAAUAGUAGUACUGCUAGAUUACUAAUAACUUGGACAUUUUAAUCGAGAAAGAUAACCAUUUGUCUUCUUAGAUUCUGCAUGUAGUCUUAAUUCUAUAUCUGUUGGUGCAAAAUAUCAGGAACAGUCUUGAAAAGCAGAUGGAAGGACGUUGAGUUCACAGAAUCUCUUCCCCUGAAAGUUAGAACAUAAUUGUCUCUUAUUAAAACUGUGCCAGAUACUAAAGUGAUACUCCUUUAUUACAUUCCCCCUUUUUACAUCACCCAGAGCCCUGUUUCCAUCUCUACUUGAUUUGCAGUGGGAGUUGCACAGAUGCAGAUCAGAAGCCAAAUUGGUGGCCCUUGUUGCUUCAGCUUUGUUCUCUGACUCCCAUUACACCCACAAACAGAUUUCCGGUUUCAUAGCUUCCAAAUACAUUUUAAACGAUUAAUCCUCUGCAAAAUUUCACAGAAGUGAUCAAGCGUGCUAUUCCAGCAUUAGACAGGAUGUGUGUGAAUUAAUUUUGGAAUAUCUCCUUUUCCUUUUGGAGCCAUAAAGUGCCUCGGCUGUUCAUGUUUGUUGUGAUCUGAAAUGUACUUCUCUUGUGCAACUCAGCAGUGGCCAGACAGAUGCAUCUGGAAGCUCCCAAGCAGCCUCACAACCACCCCCACUUGUUUGUCUACAUGGUGGUUCCAUUUAGCUACCAUGGCUAGUAGCAGUUGACAGAUCUAUACUCAGAUCCAGACCAGGGCAGUGUAGUGUAGUGGCUAAAGCAUUGGGCUAGGACUCAGAAGAUCCUGGUUCAUAUCCCCACUCAGCCAUGAAGUGCACUGGGUGAUGUUGGGUCAGUCAUGUUUUCUCAACCUAGCCUACCAUAGUUGUUGUGAAGGUGAAGGUCAAUGUAUGGCACCUUAAGCUCCUUGGAUAAAAGGCGAGGUAGAAAUGUAAUUUAGAGGAAGGGCUUUUUUUCAGCCUGAACCUGCCAGAAAUCAGAUUGGGCACCUCUCAGGUGGGCGUCAUUGCCAUUAUAAAAGAACAAGGGAGAUGUUCAAAUUGAGUUCCAGCACCUCUUUUUCUAGUAAAAUGCAUUUGGGUGCCUGGGGAAACAGACAAGAUAGCAUUCCUCACCUCUCCCAAUUCCAGAUGCCGAAGUUUAUAGGACUGCCAGUUAGGUAUUAUUUCAGCACUGGUGGUGAAACAGUGACCUCUAUUGCACCUGAGGGCAGCACCUUGUCUUAAAGGGUACAAGAAGGUCUUGUGGUGGGAAAGAUGAAAGUAAAUGGGCAAAAUAAGCUAAACUAAGAACUUGUGGAAGAGCUUCAGAUAUUUAAAUAGUUGAAAGACUGUCAAGUUGGAUGCAGAACCUGUUGCCUUCCAGAUGUGGCUCAGCUCCCAACUCCCUCCAGCCCCAGCCAGUAUGACCCCCGUCUCCCCAUCUCUGCAGCAAAGGGUAAGGAGCCCUAUGUUGAAGCUUCAUCCGGUCAACUGGGCCACCAGAAACACAUCCUUUGGCUGGCCAGUGCCAAAAUGCACGUGUAUGGGGCAUUUCAUUUCCCUCUAUUUCUGAUGUUUCGGCUUACACAGCCAAAACAGCAGGCUUGGGAGAACCCUGAAGUUUGCCAAAGUAGGGGAAAGAAAUAUUUAGAUAAACCCUAAAGGCUUGGGACCCAAAGCAGCCCAAGGACAGUUGAAUGUGUUCAGUGCCCAUGUAAUGGUGACUGACUGUUGAGGCCAGGAGAGUGAAAACGAGGAAUACAGUGGAGGAGAGGGAACCCCAACCUGGGGACAUGCCAUGCUGCAGCAGUCUAAAAUCAGGCGAGUAAAAUGAGCACCAAACUGCUAGCUAAGGUUUCGGGAAAUUAGGGAGAAGAGAUAUUGAGGCUUAUCAAAAUAAACAUUGCACGGAGAUCAUAGUGUAGUGUAAGUCUGGUAGAGAGUAUUUAUUCCGAGGCUGCUGUGUGUUUUCUUUCUUUGUUUGUUUUUAAAGAGAUAAUAAAUAUCAUUGCAGCAUCCUUGGGAGGUGCUCAUUCGUUGCCUGACCGCCACUCGGUGAAAAUUAAACCCUCUUCCUCUUUCUUUGCUAAGGACAUGAGUAUCCAUUCGGAAUUAAAAUGAGCCACAUUCGUGACACUUUGCCUCAGACCCAGGAAUCAAAGGACUGCGUCUGCCCUCUGGAAGUUCAGGAGGCCAUCCUAAUCGAGCAGCUGCCCCGUGAGCGCCAGUGCCAGUUUGUAAUCAAGCCAAGGCGCCUGGCCACUGGCCAUGAGCUGAAUGGUGAGUCUCUCUGCUUACAGAAGCUUCGUUCAGAGAACAUUUGUCAGAUUAACUCUAUGUGGUAACAAGCCAGCAUCCAUCCUGGAGAACGGGCAAAAGGAAGCACAGGGGCAGGCUAGACGGGGUCGUGCCAAACAAACUUCUUACUCCAGGGUUAGGUGGAGGUGGGGGUAUUUUAAGAAUUCUUUUCUUAUUAGACCAAAGCUUACGUGAAGCCAGCCAAAGCUCGCAAGGAAAUGGCCAGAUUUCUUCAUUUUAGAGUCCGUGCUUGUGAAUGACUAGAGCUUUUGUUCAAAGCAAUCAUACUUCAGCUUCAGAAGGCCUCCUUGGCUUAAAGAGAGAACACAUUGGGUCUAGUUGUCCCCUUUUUCCGCUGUUUUUUUCAUAAGUGAACAUUUCUCAAGGCUUACCUGAAUGGUUUAUCCAUACUUUUGCAAUUUAUUUAUAUAUCAUCAAUUCACAUAUCUGGUCUCCUCUUGAGGGCCUUGGGGAAGUAACAGUACUUAAAAUGAGGGGGCGGGGGUGAAUGGGGGAUGGACUGCACAUUUGAACUCUCUCAUUGCAGUGUUGCAUCAAAGGUUGUGGCUUCUGGAACCUCUUUUUUGUGAGUUGAGGAACUCCUGAACAUUUGCAGAGGAGUCCUGUGUGUGUGUCACAGAGGAUUCUGGAAGGUGGUCUGGAAUGCCCAUGCAGUUCCCAUGGGAUUCCUGUUGAGCUUCUCACUGUUACUUCCUAUGACUUUGGCCUACAGGAGGGAAUGGGCUUCUUUUGAGAACUGCGCUCCCUCAGAUGUAAGCUGUCAAGGGCUGCCUACAGACUCUGGCCAGAGCCGGAGCCAGUGGUGAACGCAGCCACUCACUUCUUUUGCUUAGCCCCCCACCAACACCUCUCUCCUUUCCCCACUUUCAGUCAUGGUGGGGAAGCUUGUUUGCUAGAUGAAAUGCUAGAUAAGCUUCCAGUUAUGAAUUUGGUGAGUGGGGCAGUCUGGAUGAGACGCUGGGUCCCAUCCAGGACCUGUUUAUAAUCUUGUGGGAGAGGCUGCUGAACCAGCCAAAACAGUUCCUUUGUUAAGAUAAUGGCUUUGAUUGGCCAGUUAUGUACUGCUAUUUACUAUAUCCAAAGAGGUAGCUCUGUUGCCAUAGAGAUGAAUGGUUGGACCAUUUCCCAUCUCACCUGACUGGAUGCUACCAUCAUUUUAGGAUGGAGAACAACAGGACAGGGGGGGGGGCCUGUGCAAGAGAGAGUUGUAUGUAUAAGAAUUUGGCUGAAACUGAAAGCUGGGGACACAGAAGCAUGUCUUGCUUUGUGCUGAUCCCAAACUGUGGCUGCGGGGGCUUUCCUGGAAACCUGGUGGGGAAGCAAGAUCUGUUGGGGUGUUGACGCUGUGAGCUCCUUCAGCCUGUGCUCAGGUUGUGUAUAUUGGUAAAUGAAACCAUAUAUCCUAAAGACACCACCAUCUCCACUGACCAUAAUUCCAUGGAAACUGAACCCUGGGUAAGCACAGGCGCCUCAGCACUUUCUUGCUGCUUGGAGAUUGGAGUUGCAUGCAGCAGUACAUAGAAGACAUUGCCUACUGUUUUCAGGACUACAGCUUUGCAUUGUUUUUGCGUAACAGAAUGUAAUGCCACUAUCUAAUGCAAGCGAGUGUAUUAUAGCAUAGCUGUUCCAGGCACAGAAGACACCUGCCUCCUCUGCCCUCCUGCCCAGGCUCCUUGCCACAUGGUUUGCUAUUUCUGAAGCAACUUUGCAAGUAUAAAGGACAUGUUUAUUCUCUUACCCAUCACAGUCAGCAAAAUGCUCCAAGUGCAUUGACCAGGGCACCCUACUUGUGAAAGCGGAAGUAGUUUCCAAAUUUAGCCUCUCUUAUGACCUCUACAAAGACCUCUUUCAGAUUCUCUUCUUUAUUUUGUUUGGAGUGGUGAUAAUUUCCACAUUCAAGCUUCAUAUAAUGCUUCUCUGAACCUCCAGUAUCUCUGUUGCAUCCACACACUGCCCCUUCUUAUCCACAUUCAUAUUAUGACCCUUUAUAGCUUAUCUUUUCCAUCUGGUCUGGGCAGACACUUCCUGCCAGGCCGAAAAAUGUAGAUCCUGUUCUUCUGUGUUCAUCAGGAGUUUGUUCUCUGUUCUCUGCGGAGUUAUUUGGCAACAGAAGCACCCCCUUGUGGUUAUUCAGUGCUACAAUAAGAAGCAUUGCUCAGUAAACCCUACCGGACGUGCAUAUAUUCAUUAAUUUUUCUAGAAACAAUGAUGGCUAGAAACUUAAGAAUCUGAGCAAAGCAUCUGAAACUCCCAGCUUUGUUGCUUUGUGAAGUGGUUGUAUAUCUUUGCUAUCUUUAGCCUCUACAAUUCUUAAAAGUUAGCAGUUCAGAAUCCAGAGAAUUGUCUGUUGCUGCAUCAUUGCUGCAGAUGUUGAUCUGAUUUUUUUUAUAUAUAAAAAACAAACAAACAUCAGUAGGAGGCUAUUGGGAGCUGCAUAUAGAAGUGGGUUGUUAUUUUUAAAAAUGUUAGUGCAGAUGUCUUUGGCUUUUGUUACAGAACCUGACCUUCCUUUGUCUCAUUGUACUUCCUUCUGGACAUCUUUUCUGCCUGCUGAGAUGCCAUAUGGCAGCUGCCCAAGCUUUCCAGAAUUCACCAGCAGUGUGAAAUACGUUUGCAUAGGAAUUAGAUUGACAGUUGCUUCCAAAAUGGAUGUGCAUUGCCUUGCAAGGCAGACACUCUACAGCUCUGUUUUUUGACACAGUCAACUGGCCAAGUCACAACUUGAGUACAAAAAUAUAUCCAAACCAUUCUGUGUAAAAGAAGCCUUUCCUUUCUGAGCAGGUUUCCACCACCCCCUCAAUAUUCAUGGGCAGAUGUCCCAACAUUCGCUUCUCCACACAGUCUUUUAUAUUGAUAUUGCUAACAAUCAAUGUGAUGUAUUUUAUCAUUGCAGAGGGUCUGCCCUCCAAGUACUUUUAUAGCCAUCUCUCACAAGGCAACUGAGCACUGUCAUUUGGUCUCAAAUCUUAGUAACUGAAGAAACACAGAAGUCUGCUGCACAAGUAGAGCUGUAAUGGUGGAUACAACCCAGUAUUUUUGGAUCGAUUUCAUGCCAGUUACAUUGAUGCAAACUACAUUUGUCUUCUCUUGCCUACGCAGCUUCCCCCAUUCUCUUCAAAUGCUGGUUUUAACUUAUAAAGUGUUAAGCAGCUGCACAUAGGAAAGGGGUUGAAAGUGAAGCUGCCCACAUCAUAACGCUGCUAUACAUAUCUACAGUAUCUGCCUGAUGCAACCUUACUGAAAAUCAGCAGGGCCUUCGUGAACUUGGGGUUACGUCAACUGCUUCUGGUUCCAAGAAGAUAACUGCUACUGCUGUUCUCUCCUCUGGCCAGCAGCCAUGGUAACACAGAGGGCGCAGCUGGUUGCUGAGUCUGGAGGCCUUAGGCUCCAGAAAGGUGAUUGCUGACAUUGCCAUCCAGUGCAGCAUCAGAUUCCUGAAUGGUUAAGUUUCUAGAUCUCAUGGUUUGGAAAGACAAUUAAGCAAAGAACUCCUACCCCGAAGUUUGCAUUCAAAAGCAAGCCAAGCAGUGAUAGUUUUCACCAGGCUGCUAUGCAGUUGGUAUUGUUUUCAUUUUUACAUCACUGAAUGUUUUGUGGAAAGACUUCGCCAGCCAAACUAGUUUAAAACAAGCUUUAAAACAAAGUACAUUUUUCAGUCAAGUGCUGCUGACUUUUAAGCUUUUAGCUAAAAGUAUUCUUCCCAGUCCCAUAGUUAAAGCGAACUUCUGUAAUUACAUGAACAAAAACAAUUUUCACCUGCCUGAACUCAUAUAGGGUAAUAUUGCAUGAUCAAUAUUUUGCUGUAUAACAUGGCCAGGGAUGGGGAACCAUUUUGGUUCUAAUGAUCUCACUGCCAUUUUUUAUUAUUAUUAUAUUUCUUUAUUUGAUGGGUCUCUAGUCUGCCUUUUAGAUUAUAUACACUCCCAAGAUGGUGGCUUUGAGAAAUGGAAGGGUUUGUGGCUAGAGCUGGAGGAGGUACAUGCGUUUGAAAUUCUGCGCACUAUCAGAACUUUAAAGCUUCAAUCAGAAGCGGUUGCCUUUUUGUACAGUUACAUUGGACAUAAGUAGACUUUCUGUGCUCCUUCCCCCAUGAAGGGAAAGCAACAUGGCCCUUCACCUGCAAAAGUUUUGGGGAGGUCAUAUGCUUUGUUUGCAAUAAGUGCAUGCCCUGUAAUUUCCUACUGAAAUACCAUAACUAUUCAUGCCACAAAUAUCUGAGGUAGCGGGGUUGAUCCCACUUGUAUUGCACUAAACACCCCCCCCCAACAGUACUACUGUUGUAGCAUUGGGGAGGUAUAGCAGAAUAAAUGUGAAUAAAUCUAAUCCUAAUGCAAUAUUUUUGUGUCAAGAGCAUGUUGCAGAAUGUAGCUGCAAAAUAGCCAUCUGGAGAAGGCCUUAGUGAGCUGGAUUUUUAAAAUAUGCCCUUCAUCGUAUGAAUGCAGCCAUCACUAAACACAUUUCUAGGAAUUCCUCUUAAACCCAUGCACGUUACUAUAUAGUGUGGGUGCCAAACAGAAGACGGUUGGUUCAUCACAACUACUAAAGAGAAGGAAAUAAAGGAUAUGACAUGAAUGUGUGUGGUGUAGUGUAACAAGAAACCUCUUUCUUUCCUUGCAGAGUGUAGCCAAAAGCCACUUAAAAGGAAAAGAUCCACUAUAAAUUGGGCCUUCUGGCGGGGUGCAGAAGCUCCUCCUUCCCCAACGUCUGCCCAAGGGAAGCUAUUUGGACACCCUCUGCCAGACAAGCUGCCCAAGCCAAUCUUUGUAAGUAUCCCAUACAUUCAGUGACUAGUGACUGAACUUCAGUAGAAUCCCUUUGGGUUUUUUUGAGAUUAUCUAUGACGACUCAUUUUACAUACCUGUGAAAAAGAGGACGUGUCCUGGAAAAAUAGGACAUAUGGCAACCCUAAAUAUGCAUAUAUAUAUAUUUCUCUUUCUUUAACAGGACAUGCUUUCUUUCCUGAACCAAGAGGGGCCUUUCACUGAGGGCAUUUUCCGACGUUCUGCAAGUGCAAAAUCUUGCAGAGAGCUAAAGGAGAAGCUUGAUUCGGGAGCUGAAGUGAACUUACUCAGCGAGUCCAUUUUGGUGAUAGCCUCUGUGCUUAAGGUAGACAGGCAUUUCUCCUCCUUCAUCCCCUCUGCCACCCUCUUAAGAUUUAUGUUAUGGAUUCUGUAGCCUAGGAUGUUUCUGUUUUUUUGAACCAAGUUAGACUUCCAAAAUAGUCAUCUGUGUUGAUCUUAUCAACAAUUGGAUUAUGGGCAUUCUUGAACUAUUUUUGCCUCAAGAAUAGGAUUUCCUCUGGGCAGCCAAUUCAGAUCUGCUCUUCCAUAACUGAGCCAUCCUUUAGCCUUCUGUUGUGGCCAUGGUAGAUCUCUUACUCUCCUCUAUUGGCAGGUCCACAGUGCAGCGAUGGGAGGCCAGGAUGGUAAAGAAAUUCCUGCCCGGUCCUGUGCUUUUACAGGGCUUUCAAAAAAAGAAAACAAACCUUGUUAGGAAUUUCAAAGAAAAUGUAACAUCUUAGUAAGGAGAGAGAGAAAUCGGAGCAAGUGUCUUAUCAUAGAGCCUCCUGGUGGCUUUCAGCAUGUUCGUUAAUGGAACGUGGUGGUGUCUAGAUUAAAAGAAAUUUUAGUAAAUGGAAUGAGCUACUCGUGGGAGAGUAAGCUGGGAUAACUGGGGCCACAGGAUAACUUCAGAUGGGAUAGGUUUCAAAAUGCAGGUGUUUGAUGCCAAACACAUGCUGAUGCAUGAAAGAAGGAGUAGCCACCAUGACACCCUCCAGAUGUUGUGGGUUCCAACUCCCAUCAUCCCUGGCCAUGCUGGAGGGCACUGCAUUGGUCACCCUUUCUUUAAUACAUGAGGAGAUGUUUUAUUUGCUCCUUUGGAAUUUUGCCCUUCUUCCAAGGAGCUCAAAGGGGCUAUCCAAAUAGAUUUGUGUAGUAAGCCUCGGAGCUUGGUUGGGCUAAGAGGUGCUGCACUGCAUAAGGCUACCCUGGCUGCGUUGGACUUUGAGACAACAUUUUGUUUGUUAUUCUGCACUGGCUGAUAACAGAUUAAUUUUUUCAGUCUCAAACCAGUGGAGGUGCUGUUGCACUCAUGCCCCGCUCAUGAGCUUCCCAUAGGAAUCUGGUUGACCGCUGUGCAAGCAGAAUGCUGGGCUAGACAGACCUUUGGUCCAUCAGGGCUGUUCUUAGCAUUAUGAAGUAACUAGCUACUGUUUCAUUUACUCUGUGAGAAAUGAUUCAAAUCCAUCCAUAGCAAUCGAAAUGGUUCAGAGAGGACCAAAAUUGUUCAAUGAUGCACUAGUAGACAAUCUUAUGAUCUACAGGGAUUUUGUUCCAGGAAUUCCAUGGUUUACUUCUUAUAAAACAGUCCCCCACAAAUGGUUGCUCAUCCAUACUUUUCUUCCUUCUUCCUCAGGAUUUUUUGCGUAAUAUCCCCGGCAGCGUUUUCUCAUCCCAGCUCUGUGAUCAGUGGGUUUCCUUAAUGGAUGAAGGGAACGAUGAAGAGAAGAUAAAAAGCACCCACAGGUAGAAUUGUUUGUGUAACCUCCUGUGCUGCUUCCAAAAAUACCCAGAAAAAAGCAGAAUGUUUGAGGUGCAGUUCUUGUUGCAGACAAGCUUAUAAAUUUAGAUUUGAUUGUUCAGCAUUCCAUUUUGGUCCCCUGGUCAAUAUUCUCACCUGUUCAUGGCAUGCAGGAAAGAAGAUAUACGGUGCAGAUCUCCGUGCUUUAAAAUAGAAUGUGGGGAAAUUUAUUUACUUUGUGGAUUUCCACUUACCAUGAAGUGGGCUCCAGAUUGGCAUAGCUAGGAGGCUAGGCUGGGGAAUGGCAGAAGGAAGAGUCUUGAGUGUAAUUUUUGCAAACAGUCUUGUGUUCUGAAGAGCUGUGUGUUUUGUGUGUUGCUAGGCUAAUGGAACAACUACCUGGAGCCAAUGUGAUGCUGCUCCGUUACCUGUUUGGAGUCCUACACAGCAUAGAAAGGCAGUCUGAAGACAAUAAGAUGACUGCGUUCAAUUUAGCAGUGUGCAUUGGACCCAGCUUACUCUGGCUACCAGCUGCCACAAACUCUUGGACUGAAGAAGAAUUCACCAUGAAAGUAGGCUAAGAAACAGUUCUGCUUAGAGGUUCCUAUAAAGUGGCAGAAGGGCCAGUUAGUCUGCCUUUAAAUUAAGCUAUUUGCUGUGUAGGCAGGGCAACCUUAGUGAGUUCAGACCCAAAUCCCUUGCUCCUGAUUUUUCCCAGCUUUUUAAGCUCCAGCGUUUACAUCUUUCCACCAUUAUAUUACCUGUUUUACUUUCCCUGCUUCAUUGGUCUUGCUCUGUGCACUUGGUCAAAAAGCUGGUGAGAUGCGUUACUUGGGAGGAGGUGGUGAGGAACGUCCUAAGUUUCCAACCUGGUACCAUAGCAUACCCUGUUCCUUCUUCAGAGAUCACCUCUAGAGCUAGGUGUCAUACACAGCUGCUUUUGAAGAAACAGAUGAGCCUGUGAGCAGUAUUCAGCUAAGUUUUACAUAAGGUAGACCCAUGGAAAUUAAUGGACCUCACUUAAAUAUGUCCAUUAAUUUUAGUGGGUCUACUCUGAGUAAACCUUGGUUGACUACGAACCUGUAUUACUGAGACGGUGAAGAUUUGUGAUGAGCCAAAAUGAUCCUUCCAACUUUUGUACUGGGAAGGCACAGUUGCAAGAUGGGAGGUGGGAUGCAAAUAGUGGCAAAGAAUUUGCCUCACUCCUGGUGCCAUUUGCACUACCUGCUUGCUUGGAGCAAUUUCUUCAGUGCUUCCUAGUUUCUUCUACCCACAAGACACUAGUGUGAGGACAAGAAAUAUGACUGCAUGGCUCAGAUUGAGGUCAGGAAUAGGAAGUAAUGCUUUCUGCCGUCUGUCUGGAAUCACCUUUGGAGGUGCAACUAGGAAGCACUGAACAAAAAGCCUUCUCCACCCAGCCACCCCUGGCAGCAGCAAGGAACGCAACCUCUGCUGGCAGUAGGACCAUGUGAACCGGCACCAGAAGCAGCAGAAAUAUGUGGGCAGGGGCACAGCUUCAGGGAAUCCUACCACCACCACGACACUGACCACCCCCAAGCACCCAGCUUCAAGGUGCUGUUGUAGCAAAAAGGACAAAAGCUAUGCACAUUUCUUUUUAAUGCACAUUUUCUUCCUGUUAGAGACAGGAAGCUUAGAUGGAUCUGUCAUUAGCUUUAAGACCACUUUUGUAAAGUUAACAGAAUCAACUAGUAAAGUUCUGUCUCGACUAUAGCCAGUGAGAGUUUUCUUGUGUGCAUAUUCUCCCACACACAAAAUAGGAAUCAACAUUUUUAUAGAAAUCUUUAUUUGAGGAAGAGAGAAAGACAUUUCCCCCUCUGUGCAGGGAGUUUUUGUUUGUGGACAAGUAGCCAAAUGUGCAGCUUCCAGUGUGCAGCUUGAAGUGUUUUAAUCUUAAAAAAGAAGAAGAGGAGGGGAUCAAAUUAUUUUGUUGAAUGCAUGCAUUUGCCUGAAGCCAGUGGUGGCUCCUGUGCUCUGUUUUGCCCAAAAAAUGAAUAAAUGUUAUUUUUGUUAACUGAAAAGACAUGCCUGCACAGACGUUUAGCUAGGUGCUAUUAAAGUCAAGAGCACCAGUCAUCCCACCCUGCUUUCCAUAUGCAUCCAAUAACUCUUAUAGGGCACUUUCAGAUUCCAGUCCAGUCUUUGGGAGGCAGCCUAGAACAAACAGGUUGAACCAGGAGGAUUUGUGUGGGAGGAAAAGAACUGGCACAGAAAUGAGAGCACACAACAGAUGACAGGAGGCAGGCAGGCAAGGGAAAUGUUCUAGCGCUAAGCAGAAGAGGAAGGCGUUGUGGAAAGAGCCUGUCCUGUGCCAAGGAAACAGCAGGGACUGGAAGGAAGGCUCAUUUGCUUUAAAAAGUUCGUGCUAAUAUAUAUGCUUUCUGUAAAAGAAGCAUUUGCAUAAGUGCACAUUUGUCUAUAGCAUACAACCCCAGAAUUAAAAACGAUGUGCUAUAUAAUGUGAAAUACAGAAUGUGAUAAUGGGAGGAACAAGAGGAACUUCUUGAGGGUGGACCUGCCAAGGGAGGGCCAAGUUGGAGCUUUGUAAUAAACUAUGUGGUUUUCACAACUAUUUUUCUUUGCUUGCAGGCUUCUGUCCUCAUAGAGUUUAUGAUUCAAAAUGGAAGCAGGAUUUUUGGGGAUGAAAUUAAUUACAUCUUUGCAGCCAUGAUGCCCCAAAAUGACAACCAAGAAGAUAGUUCAGGUAAAAGAAACUUUUUUAAAACAAGUAAAGUGGAGAGAGAGUGAGAGUGAUUAUCUAGCAUUUUGACUUGGACUCCAUAGGAAGCCUGUUUGGCAUCUUCUCCAUAGUGGUUGUAAUACGUACUCCAGGUCACAGUACAGGGAAGUGGGCAAUGUGUGGUCUGGAUGCAAGGCUCCUGGGAUCAAAUCUCAUAAAGCUGACUGAGCAGCCUGCAGCAAGUCCACUCUGCUCUGUCUCUGUUCUGAACCAUCACAGGAUGGCUGUGAGAAUAACCAAAUUUAGAUUAAGAAUGGUAAAAUACGUCGCCUGCUGCAAAAUAGUGGAUAAAAUUCUGCUUAUGUUUUAAUUAAGCUAUGUUGCUUUUGAUGGCGCGAGUGACACCUGAGGGUGUGCUGACACCUAUUUCAUCCUCUUGCAGAUCUCUCUUCUGUUCGUCUGCAUGACUCCUCAUCCGACAGUUUGGAAAAUGAAUUGAAUGACUGCGCAAACCUCAAUAAAAAAGAGGAGGGGAGCAAAGAGGUGGUGUCCCUGAGUGACAUAGAUUUGGACCUACUGGAAGCAGAGGAUCCCCAAAUCCGCUGCACCUCAUCAGGAGAGCACUCUGAAAGUGAGUCUGGGUAUUCAUCAACACCCAUUUCUGAUGCUCUCGAACCGCCUUCUCCCACCACCUCCACUUAAGUUGAAUAUUUGCUCAAGGGUGAGCUUAUCAUCCCUGGGCACUUUCCCUUCAGGGUCUUCAAUGAGCUCUCAAGAUAGUGUUGAGAACUC
Molecule: messenger RNA, 78458 nt
Organism: Podarcis lilfordi (Lilford's wall lizard)
Lineage: Eukaryota; Metazoa; Chordata; Lepidosauria; Squamata; Lacertidae
Source: the annotation of a GenBank genome assembly